Messenger RNA from Pelobates cultripes (western spadefoot toad), 66610 nucleotides. Lineage: Eukaryota; Metazoa; Chordata; Amphibia; Anura; Pelobatidae. The record is from the annotation of a GenBank genome assembly.
GGAGUAUACACUGAGGCAGGCUCUGCACAUGCUCCCCCUCCUCGCAAGGUCCUCAGUCUGCUGCAGACACCUCCUCUGUAUACCCUGCAGAGCUUAGAGUCUUGUCUACUGCUCCCUGAGCUCUUUUUGCACUGGAUGAUGAGCCCUGUCUGCACUGGUCCCAAGAUGAUGUCUGUUGCUACAUGAUCCCUGUCUGUGUUUUCCCCUGAGUGGCUGUCAACUGGUCUUUGAGCUCAGUCUAAGCUGGUCCCAGAACACUGCUUGCUGGUCCCAGAGCACUGAUUUAUCACAGGUAACACCAGCUUGCAGGGAGGGCAUUUAAGGUAGAUGUUGUAUGAUAAAUUGAUGUCUACAGGGCAUUGUGUGUGUACAUCAGUCGUAUACAAUUGGGAAUUCUACUAAGCUGUCAUAAUUUUCCACCAUGUGACUGUUAAUAUGUUUCCAUCAAUACAUAUGUUUGCUGCAUGCAUGAAGAUAGAUCCAUCGGUCUAGCGGAGAAUAUGCCUGUCCCUAUAAUUUGUUGCUCUGUGUCUGCGUUUAUAUUGACAGCAUAUAAGUGAUCUUGUCUUUUUCGAAUUGAUAUUUAUGGAUUGUACAGCGUUGCGGAAUAUGUUGGUGCCUUCAAAGAAGUGGGUGCACAUCCCGUGUAAAUGACUAAGCUAGCGGUGUUUGAUCUGUGUGGCGCUUCUAGAGAAGAAACCUAUCUUAGAACCCCAUGUACUAACAGCUUGAGUAACACUAUAUAAUCAUGGUAAUACUACUAGUAAUAGUGGGAUUUUGUUCACUUCACAGUGAUACAGAGAAUGUUAUAACGUUGUUGCUAUUCUGUAUUCUAAACUGUAGUGCUGCAUUUUCUUUUUUUCUUUUUUUUUUUUGUACGUGGGGAGUGGGUGGUAGUUUGAGUUAUCAAACGAAGUGGCAGGGAGCCUAGAGGCAAAGCUAUGUAUGUAUGAAUCCGUAUGUUGCGAUUUUUUUCCCUCAUUUUUAACCCUCUUUCAAUUUUAUGUCUAUGUUAAAAAAAUAAUUCACAGGAAAAAUCAAUUGGUGAAGUAACAGGGUCUUAAAGAAGAUUAACGAAUGAUUCAUCUAAGAUAGUGGUCCAUAACGUCUUAUUUAAUUGAUUCAUUAUUUUCUUAUUUUAUUUAUUUAUUUUAAGGGACUCAGAUUAUGUAAAUUGCAUUUGCUUGGAGACCCAUUUGUCAACUGGGAAAAUACUUCAGAGAUCCAUAUAACAUUUAAAUACAUUUGGCGAAACAACUUAAUUAGCCACUUUUCAAGAUCAGAGGGGUCUUGGUUGCAUUGGGAACGGCAUAGCUGCUUCAUUGAUCGCAUCAUUGUGGGCAGUUGCAUGGGUUCCUUGGUGUGCCUGUUCGUACCUUUGGGACAUAAUCAAAAUGACAGGGAAACAUAUUUGGCUAUCAACCCAGGGGUUUAAGAUUUAUCCAUAUAGCCUUUGUGGGCAGCGAUACAGUUUCUUAAACUGUAAGAAUUUUGCGCAGGACCCUAAUUAUGCUGUAUUUUGUAUAAUGUUAACUGUAGGUAUUCACAAAGUGGGUGCCGGGAGGAUUGAACCCUAUUUAUGUGACUAUUGGUGUGUUUAAAUACUAACUGACUAAUUUAUCAAACAUUUUUAGACUUCUUUAAGUUUCGAAUAUCUGGCUUUAUUUUUGUCUGUUUUACCAAAAACUAAAACUUGCUUUUGUAUUACACCCAUGGGUGUCCUAUUAAAGGUUAGUACGUUUCAUUAGAGAUUUUGCAUGUUGGCUAAAAGCAACAAGGUGCAUUGUUAGUGUAAGACACCCCUAAGAGGUUUGCCUUGAGGGACUACUACAGGGACCCUCUGCCCCAACCCCUUGCAGCCUCCCCCUGAUGGCAAGGAAAGGGUUAAAUAACCCAUUUUCCACUUACCAGAUUCCAGUCCCUUGGCGCUGGGUCAGGCUCCUCCUCUGCUGACAUCAGCUGAUGUGGGGGCCUCAGGUGCAUGUGCGAUAAGUACAGCACGCACUAGUUUUUCCCUAUAGGAAAGCAUUGAUUCAAUGCUUUCAUAUGGCGUUUCAAAACACGCUGAACAUCCUCAUCAAAGCUCUGUGAAAGGCCAGGAAUCGCCUCUAGUACUGUCUUAGCCAUGCAAUGUAAACAUGGCAGUUUCUCUGAAACUAAAUUGUUUGCCGUUGCAGGGUUAGGGGAACAGUGCACCCAGACCACUUCAAUGAGGGCUGCUGGAUACUGUAACCAUUGCUGCCGCCCAAGAGUAGUGGGAGUUUUAGCGCAAGGCUUUAUCCUCAGCGAGCCUGAUAUAAUUGUAUUGUAUCAUCAGGAGUUAUGCUACAAUAAAUGUACAGUGUGAGCAGAACACUCAGUUUUUGGGAGUCUCAGAAGAAGAUAAAAAUGAGGAAUAAUUUAAUCUCCUCUGUAAAAAUAUUUUCAGCCCACACUAUUUUCACACAGCUAUGAUAUUUGUUCAUUCUACUCUGUCACGAGAUAUGUAAAAUGCAAAUUGGGCAGACUGGGUUUUUCACUUUCUGAAUCAUUGUACCAAGUGCUUCAGGAAUUAAUUUAGAUGUCAACUUGAUUUAUUUAAUAUUAAUAGGAUUACAUUUUUUACUUAUUUAUAAAGCACCGUGUUAUUCUGUGGCAUAUUACAUGGACGGAUAUGCAGUCAUCUAAUUAGAGAUUCCAGUGAAGUAAGGGCUGGACAUAGAAUUGAUUGUUUAACUAGGGUGCCGAGAACUUAGGGACUUUGUUUAAAGGGACACUCUACAACCCAAAUACAAGAAAAAAUAUGUUAUAUAAAUAUUAUUUUUUUUGUGGUAGAUAUACUAGAAUGAAACUACGCAUACAGUUAAUUAUGUGUACGUUCAUUGAGGAUAUAUCUAAAAACAGCUUGAAAAAGUGUUGCCUUUGCAAGUCCUCCUCUUCUAACCCCUCCCAGGGUUUCUGUGGCCAAUGCAGCUCAAUGAGAAGUAUUUGCAAGGCAGGUGCUCUGGGCAAUUGCUGCCUCUUUGAGUUCAGCUCCACUGAGCUAACCAAACCAGGAAGUAACAGUAUCGGUUGUCUUAUUUAUAGCCAAGGGGUGUAAAACGGUUAAUUUAGAAAAGUGCCAAUUUCUAGUCAAACCUGCAGUUUCUGUAAAAUGAAAAAGAGGACACACUCUUCACAAAUAAAGUAUUUCAGCACGCUGAUGCACUUUUGGUGUCUAGGCUUUAGGUUUUUCAAAAUUGGCAUAACAGACCGUUAUAUUCAAGCACUGCUUUCCAGAAAGCAAACUACUGAACAACAAUCUGUUAACAUAUUUAAAAACAGUGACUGACAUAAAAACACACACAUUUCAAAAGGGGCAGAAAAAAAAAAGAUACCUUAGCUCUCAUUGGCUUCCCACAUGUGUGCCUUAAAGAGACAUUCCAGAUCCCUAAUGCACAUUAGCUUGCUGAAAAGCCAUAUGUGUGAAGUGUGUGUCCUAUUUUUUUCAUUUUACAAAAAGUGCAAAUUUCAGUAGAAAUUGUUACUUUUAUAAAUUAACCUGUUUACACGUCCUUGCAUUCAAGCAGACAACAGGUAAACUUUACUUUCUGGUUUGGUCAGCCCAGCAGAGCUAAACUCUAAAGGCAGCAAUUGCUCAGAGCACCUGCCUUGCAAAGACUUCUCAUUAGGCUGCAUUGGGAAGUCUGUAAUUGGACAGCCACAGAAAGUCUGGGCAGGGUCAGAAGGGGAGGGUUUGCAAAGGCUGCUGACAAUAGAUCUGCAGGUUUUGCAAGCUGUUUAUAUAUAUUAACUCAAAGAAAAAUAACAUAAUUAAAAAAAUUCACGUUUUCAUUUGGGGUAUAUCUUCUAAACAAUGAUUUUUAAAAACAUUUUAUUUUGUAUUUGGGCACUGGAAUGACCUUUUAAUGCUCACUGAGCAGAGGUUAGCCAUCGCUGCACUAAGCUGUCCCCCUACUGGCACUGUCCAAACAGGGAUGGCCAUUUUUUCAGCUUAAUCUAGACUCUAGAGCAGAGGUGGCCAAAAGGUAGAUCCCUAGAUGUUGUAGAACUACAACUCCCAUGAUGCUUGCCAUGCCUUUAGAAUGACAAAGCGUGAUGAAAGAUGUAGUUGUUUUGUAUAAAGCAUCUCCAUACUAUACAAUAUUAGGGGGUCUUGUGUCAUUCUGACUAGAAGGAUAUUUCCUAGCAAAUCUCUAAUUUAAAACAAUAGAACCCAUGAUUUCUAAUGUCCGCCAGGUAUAUUGCUGUACAUAUGCUAUGGUUGUUUGCAUUGCUUUGAAGCAGGUGCCUGUUCCUAUGUGCACCGGCCCCUGUUUUCCUGGCUUAGCAAGGUACUAGACUGUUUCUCCUAUCACACUCCCACCCAAAAUAGUGUGAACAAUGGGCUGGUCUCUAACACUUUGUGGGGAAGCUGUUUACUGCCAAAUUCAUCCUGAAGGGUGUUAAAAGUUCAGUCUCUAUUCAAUUCUUAGCAGACGUGUACCUAUAAACACUCCUUCCCUACUUAAAUGUAAAUUAUUCUUAUCACAGAAAAAACUCAUUGUGUAAGCUUUAGGCCAGUUGUGGUCAGGUAGCCCUCCAAGUUACUGUUAUCUUGCUAAAACUACCGUGAUGCUUUGCUAGCUUGAAGGCUAGCUAGAGGUUGUUCUGCAUUACCUGGGGGAGGUGAGCUACCUGUGUGGCAUCACUGGUUUAGAGCAUAGAUAGCCAACCUGUAAGUAUCCAGCUGUUGGACCACAAUUCCCAUCAUUCUAGUUCUGAUUUAUAGCAAGUGUUGUUGAGGAAUACCAGCUUAUCAGGUACCUACCGGCAUCCAUUCACUUAGGCUGUAUAACCAGAGUAAUGCCUAUUGUCUAACUUGGUAUGGUCAAUUAUAAUGUGAAAAGGUUUAAGAAACUAUGUAUGGAUAUGUAAAAACAUGACAGUGAAUAGUACACAAAUUCCAGUUGCAGUAGAUUAGUAAAAUAAAUUCCAUUAACUGAGCCGUGAACUGCUCUGGAUUGUAAAUCACAUGAUCCUCAGCAAGAUCCGUUAUCUGAAGAAGCUAGAAUUUCCUAUGAAUGGCCCUGAUCAUGUAUACGUCUCCAUUUCCCCCAUGUCAGUCUUUUGUCAGCUGAGGGGAAGUUUCCUACACAAGUUAUUUGCCCCAGCUGAUACAUGACUUCCUGCACCUACUACUGUUAGGUAGACGAUAGGGCUCAGCAUGACAGUAGACUGAUUUAAGAACACCAUAGGAGGUGAGAGGCUGAGAUUAAGAUCUGGUUAACACUAACAAUUUCUGGCACUUUAACUUAAAGUCAUGAGUAACCCCUUAAGGACUGAGACAAUUGCUCAACUUCUGGAUCGAAACAAAACCUAGAAUUUGAGCUAUAUUUCUGCUCAACCAUAUUUUACCUCUUUCAUAUUAAGCGCAUCCACACUUAUUAUAGGUCAUUUUGUUCAGGAGAAAUAGUGCUUUCAUUUCACAUCAAAUAUUUAUAUAUGAAACAUAAUUUAAUAUGAAUAAAAUCUUAAAACGUGUGAGAAAGUAAAAAAGUUUGUUUUAUUUAAUUCUAUGUGUAUUUAUUUAUUAUUUAUGUAUAAUUAUGUUAUUAUAUGAAUUAUAUAUUGGGAGAUCUGCCUGACAACCCCCUGCUCUGUCGAUCCGAGUCGUAUGAUCGUGGUGUCAUCGGCUGGAUUGGCACUCAGAGCCAGCGCGUCCAUAAGGCGGCUCAGGUGGCUGCCUUAGGGCGCCAGAGCAGGGGGUGGGGCGCAAAAAUCUGAAUCCCCUGCCUCUGGCUCUGGCCCUGCCUCUGGCUGGGGACUCGGAUUUUUAAAUUGACCUCUCUCCCUGCAGCCAGUGGAGUCAGCCGGCUUCUCUCGAUGAUGUCAGGAGGAGGAAGCGUGACUUUCACUGCUCCUCUCACAGGACCGCUGGGGAGUCUGGAAGAAGGGCAGAGGAAGUCAUGCCCCCUCCUCCUGACAUCAUCCGGAGAGGCAACUUCACUGACUGCACACAGACUCCAGAUCCUGUCCCAACCCUUCCCUGGCCCAAGGUAAGCCUCAGGGAGAGGGGAAUGCACUUUAGUUUUUUUGUAUUUUUUUAAUCCCCCUUCCUCAGCCCCUGUACCCUUCCUUAGCGCCUGUUCCUUUCUUCAGCCCCUGUCUCCCCUACUCAACCCCUGUCCCUUUCCUCAGCCCCUGUCCUUUUCCUCAGCCCUUGCCCCCUUCCUCAGCCUCUAUCCCCCUUCCUCAGCCCCUAUCCCCCUUCCUCAGCCUCUAUCCCCCUUCCUCAGCCCCUAUCCCCCUUCCUCAGCUUCUAUCCACCUUCCUCAGCCCCUAUCCCCUUCCUCCAGCCUCUAUCCCCCUUCCUCAGCUUCUAUCCCCUUCCUCAGCUUCUAUCCCCCUUCAUCGUACUCUAUCCCCUUCAUCGGCCUCUAUCCCCUUCCUCAACCCUAUCCCCUUCCUCAGCCUCUAUCCCUUCCUCAGCUUCCUAUCCUUCCUCGGCUUCUAUCCACCUUCCUCAGCUUCUAUCCCUUCCUCAGCUUCUAUCCGCAGCCUCAUCCCUUCCCCAGCCUCUAUCCCCUUCCUCCGGCUUCUAUCCUUCCUCGGCCUCUAUCCCCCUUCCUCAGCCCUGUUCCCCCUCAGGCUCUUGUCCACCCCUCGGUCCCUGUCCCCUUCUUCAGCUUUCCUUUCCCUGCCCCUCUGAGCCCAUGUCCCUUCCUCAGCUCUUUGUCCCCCUUCCUCCCGGCUCUUGUCCCCCCUUCUUCAGUCCCUGUCCUCCUCCACCACAGCCCCCAUAACCUCCCCACUACACCUCCUCUCCCCAAUUGCAACCCAUAUCACCCACACCACAGCCCCUUUCCCAAAUUGUAGCCAUAAACCUACUUCAGCCCCUUUCCUCCAACUACAUUUCCUAAUCCCCCAAUUACAGCCCAUAUCCUCCACUACAGCCCCUAGCCCCCUACUACGUGCCCUAACUUUUCAAUUACAACCCACUACCAGUGCUAAUCCCGAGAUUAGGCUCUGGAUACACUAAAGAGGGUAAGAAAAUCAAAAGUGGGGUUACAAGAUGCCUAGGUGAAGACACUUUUUUUUUUUUAAUGGGGGGUAGCAAAAUGCAUCUUUGCCUGUGUAGCCAAAAAUCCUUGCACCUGACCUGUUGGCACAUGACUCAGAUCACCUGGAUUGGCUGACGGGGUACUGCCUGGAUUGUCAGCCAGAUUCCCUAAAUGUAAUCUCCACAAAGGGUAAGCAUGCUGGCCGGAGGGAGGGCUCUAUCAGUAGAGCGGGCUAUGUUGCCCUAACAGCAUUAAAUCCCUUCUUUUGUAGGAUGGAAUAGCACACCUUAAUGUAAGGGUUAAGUCUCCAGUAGUUUAAUCUGCCAUAGUCCGAGAAUAAAAGAAAUAAAUGAAACCGUAGCUGACUUACAAAGAUUUCCAAUUUGUCUCUUUUUUGUUAAAAAGCUUUUUAUUGUAAGUCACAGAAUCAGAAAUUUCCUAUGCAGAGGAAGCAAACCUAACAAGUAGACAAAACGUACAAUAAUAAUGUAUACAUAAUCAACUGACAGUGAGUUGUCAAUUGUAAUAAAAGAGCUAAAUCUAGGUGUAAUGAUCGUUGACAUCUGUGAAAGUUUCAAGGUGGAAUCUUGUAGCAAUCUAAUAUACAGAUCCAUUGUUCCAUGUAAAACAGUACAGUUUUUCCCACAUCGGUAUUCCGUCACCUCAGAUCAGCAUGUCCUCUCUCCAUCCUUCCUGUGCCCUUAUAGAGCUUCUCAAAGCGUACAGCAUGACUCUAUUUAGAAAGGGGGAAAUGCAUAAGCAUGAUAACCUGUGUGUACAUCUGUGGGUUUGGGCCUCUAUCUCAAACACUGGAGGCCUUACAAGCGAGCGGUCAAGCUAUCUCUGCAAUGCGUCUACCCUUCUGGCCUAGAGAAUGGAAGAAAAAAUGUCAAAGGGGAAAGGAUGAACAGAAUAAGUGAAAGGUUGUCAAUUCUGCUUUUUUGACCUUAAUUUUUACAUUUACUUUAGAUUCUCACUUUAGUGAAUAACCCUGUGAGUUUUUUUCCCCUAUUCACCAUUUUGUUUUAAUUCUCAUUCACUUAGUGAUAUGUUUGUUCUUUUUUUAACUUGUGUAUUUGUUGUUGUUGAGACUUACACAAUGCUGUAACUUCACAACUUUUUGCACAUCAAUGCCAAAUAAGCUUUCUGGCCACUACACUAUCGACAUCAAACAUGAAGCUGAUUCCUACUGCCAGCUAAUAUGUUAUUUCAGAAAAUACUACCGUGCAGCAGGGGAUUAUGAGAUAGAAAUAUGGGAGCAGCGGGAUUGGCUGAGUCAUUUCCUCAUUUGUUUAGGUCUCAAAACUGCAAAGCUUGAGGAUUUGCUGUAACAGUGGGAACUUGACGGAUGAGUAAAUUUUUGUAUUAUAUUUCGCAUAUAUUGUUAAUGCAUUAACUACAUAACAAAUUUUAAAAAGGAUUAGUCUGCUCCAGUCACUGACUCAGGGCUGGGUCUGCUAGUCGGAAGCUGCCUACCGGUGCCUGACUAAGAAGCAUUUGCCGUGACUGUAAUUGUCCAUUUGACAUAUUGACAUAUUUUGAUAUAUUUUUUCUUUUUUUCCCCUUGUAGGGAAUACUAAAUAAAGAAGCCUCCACCUAACUUUUAAGAAAAAAUAUCCAUCAUAUAAUUUAAAAGCCUAUGAACAAUUGGGUGAUAGGGAGGUAACAGUCCAACGCGUUUCAUGCUGAACUCACUGUGUCAUAGAGAGACUGAGAUAUGCACUUCUUGACUCUCUUAUUUCCCCUUUAAAUCAUGGACCAAGCAAAAGGGACUUGGGUCCGGAGACAUAAAUCGGGCCCUGCCAUUACCAAAUGAUGAUGUGAAACCAGAAUUCAGAGAACAUGAUUGCAGCCGGUGUUUGUCUGACUGAGUCAGUUUAAAGUUUUUUAUGCUAAUCAUUAGGAAAUUAAGGUUCUGUUUAGCUUGACUUAGUUUAAUUUGCUUCUUACUUUUAUGUCUAGUUCCAAAUGGUCAAUAAUGUCAUCAAGUUCUCACUCUAUGGCUGCAUGGUUUUUAAAAAUAAUGACGUUUGAAAACCUUUCUGCAAAUUUUUAGAUAACCCUUCACUUAUUGUGCUACCAGUUCUCAGCACUGUUCUUUCAUGACCCUCGGUCUGACAGUUUCGUCUUGUAGCUCAGUCUGCUCUUCCUGUAUGGAAAGUAAUGCAGUUAUCAGUUCCAUGGGUUGUAGUAGUUUUUUGUUUUUUUUUCACUGGUGGAAUAUUUGUUUGUGUAUUGAUAAAUGAUUUGGCCAAGAGCCAUAUAUCAAGGUUCUAGUGUGAUAUCUGAUGGGGAGGGAUUAUUAUAUUAUUACUUUUUAUAAUUUUGUGCUUGUUUAAUAUUUAUUUCAUUAUUCUAGAUUUGAACCCUUGAGCAAAACCCCUUCCAAGACUUACUCUUCUAAUUAUGUAAUUAGAUGGUAACUUCAUUAGAAUACAAACAUGUAUUCCUGACCCUAUAGUGUUUAACCAACCAUUUAGGUGACCUGCCCCCCCCUCCCCACCCCUUAACCCCUUUAAAAGUUAAUAAAACUCACCUUAUUUCCAGCGCCGUGUAGGUCUGCCAGCAUUGGAUUGACUGAAAUUGACAAGAGGUGGGGCCAAACACUGUUUUGGCCAAUCAGCACCUCCUCAAAGAGAUGCAUUGAAUCAAUGCAUCUCUAUGAGGAAAAUUCAGCAUCCCCAUGCAGAGUCUGGAGAUGCUGAACGGCACUGCUGCCUACUGUUCAACCCUGAGCCAGGAAGCACCUCCAGUGGCUAUCUGAGGAGUGGCCACUUGGAGGUAUCCCUAGGAGCAAUGUAAACCCUGCCUUUUCUCUGAAAAGGCAGUGUUUGCAUGAAAAUGGCUAAAGGCAAUGAUUAUACUCACCAGAACAACUACAUUAACCUGUAGUUGUUCUGGUGAAUAUAGUGUCUCUUUUAAUACGUGAUUAGUUAAACUGUGUAAAAUAUUUCAUCAAAAACCCAUUGUUAGCUUUCAUAUUUAAUAAUCACCAUUUCUAGAAUAAAGUGUUAAACAUGUUUUUGUAUGGCAGGGCUAAAGCCAUGUGCAGACUGGGUUGAAGACUUACCAUGUUGAAAACUGCAGCUGCUAUCUCACAUGACAAAUGGACAGACAGUCGAAGAGUUCCGCCAUGUUAGAGACCUUGGCUGUUUUUUCCACCAGGGCCAGAUUUACUCUAUCUGCUGUCCAAUGGCCAGUUUUGUAGAUACAUCCCAGUCCUUCAUUUAUACAUAGUGAAGUUUGGUUUAUGUGAUUGGACCCGUGAAUGCAAUUAGUUUGAGGGCAGAUUGGAUGAUGUACAUGACUAGGUGGUUGGUUGGAUGGCAAUGUGUGGCAUGGUGUGUGAGUAUAUGUGACAUGUUGUGUGGCUGAGUUUGUGAAUGUGUCCCGCUGAGUGGGUAUGACUGAGUGAGUAGUAAGGCGGUGGAUGGAAAGGGGCAUAUGACCAGUUCCAAGUAUGUGUUUGGAAAACAGAUAUGUCAUGUUGAUGGGUGUAGAUGAACGAUAGGUGAGGGGAUAUGUGACAGGGCUGAUAGGUGCAAGUGGUUUGUAAUUGAGGUAGGGGUAUAUUACAAGGUAAACGGAUGUAAGUGCCUAUGUAUGUAUGGGGUAUGUGACUGGACGUGUUUGUGUAAGUGACUAGGAAGUAGUGCGUAAGUGACUCUCUCGGACAUGUGUCCCCUCUCCAUUUUGUUCCCUUCCUUACUUGUUCCUUCCUCCUGUCUCAUUUUCCCCUUUCUUCACUUGUUCCCCAUGUCUCUCCUAUUCCCCCAGCACACCGCUGCUCCAAUGGUUCCACCAACGAUAAAUGGGACGAUCAAGGAGUUCCGCCCACUUACGCUUAUCCUGAAAUCCUGCCCUGUUUACCACAUGCCUAAAGGGGACAGACUAAGUUGGAGACUUAUCUAGGGGUAGUUGGUAUUUUUUUACAGGCUAAUAAUCUACAUUCUGGCAGCCUUUUUUGAGAGUCUUUGAAAAAAUGGAAUUCGUGGUGAACACCCAGAGCAAUUCUUAAUAGUGGUGCUACUGUAAUGACAAAAAUAACGAAUCUAUAUUUUCUGAGAUUCUUGUCUGCUGUAAUGACUGCAUCCCUCCAAGACACACAAACGCCUACACCUGCAGCCUGUUUAGACUAGCAAUAUUAAACCUGUCCAAUGUUAAGCUCCCAGCUCAGAUGUCCUGGUGUCACGGGGAGCAAGUAGAAAGAUGUCUAACUUCUCCCAUUGUCCCACCCAACAGCCCAUUUUCUUGAAUGCUCUCCAGCCCAAUUCCUGGCUUAGAUUUGCACUUCGUUAUUAGGAUUAUGUUGAAAGAAGACGACCAUGUCACUGUAUCCCCAGGGAUUCUCCUACAACUCCUUUUCUGUUGUUGCAAUUGGUCAGGGAGUCGAUUCGUGGUCUGGUAUUUGUAUCGUAAGACUGUUUCAUUUAACUCUCAACAUGCGGAGCUAAGUGUCAGUGCUAUCGCAGGUGGUCAUCGUGAAGUUAAACAUAAAAAAAUGCAUUAACGAUAUAGCUGCAAUAUUAUGUAUGCCAGAAUCAAGAAUUUUAAGAAACAAAUGCAACAGUGAGCUCAGAAAUAGCAAACGUCUUCAUAGACCGCAGAAAACCAUUGUGAUCGAUGACUGUAAAAUGUUUGCAAUUGUAAAGAAAAAAACACUUUGCAACUGUGGAAUAGAUCAAGAACACUCUCCAGUAUAUAGGCUUAGAAGUGUUAAAGGGCGCCAUAACUAAACAAAUAGACAGCAAUAACUUUAUCACAAGAUGAAAACCUCUUGUAAGAACAGAACAAACAAGUAACAGUUUGGCAAAAUGUCCAUAACAAUGAAGAAAUGUGAAAUAAAGUAAUAUGGAUGGGUGAGACAGAGGUUAACCUGUCUAAGAGUGAUGGAGGCUGGAAAUCAGAAGAAAUUAAGGAAUUGCAGAUGUUCUUGUGUGUUACACUGGCGGAAGUAGAGUCAUAACUCUGACUGUUGAAGAAAGUAUAUUCUCUGCUUAGAACUGGUUAAAUGCCUUAAAACGCACUGGAGGGCAUUUUACCUCUCAGUAGAACAUUGACCCGCCAUAUGCUGCUAAAUCAAAACAAACACUUUCCAGAAUCAAAUGUCAACGAUACAACCUGAAUCCAUUUUUAGAAUGCCACAGUUGAGACAGUGUUAAAAAAAAAACAAUGGGGUUGUAGGGCCUGGCUGAACGGUCGGAAGUUUGUUUAGCUCCGUGGAGAAACUCAAAUUUUGACUGGAAUGCUGCUCUUUUUAUGCACAAAUCCGGUUCUUUAGCUUACAGGUACAAAGAUACAGUUUACGAGCUCAGCAUACCUCAUUUUCUCACUCCUGGUUGUUGUGUAAUCUAGCUUGGGUUUUUCUGCGGCCUAACUACAACCAUCCUGGCGAUGGUGGGAGAGAAGAAGCCAAUCACUCUACCCUUGAUCUAGCUGGAAUUGGAGCCUCUGCAGCUAGUCUUUGUUUCCCACCAUUGCCAGUAGGGAUUAUACUGGCGAUCUUUGUUUCCCACCAUUGCCAGUAAUGAUUAUACUAGCGAUCUUCGUUUCCCACCAUUGCCAGUAGGGAUUAUACUGGCUAUGAUGCAAGGAGGAGAAGAGGUGGGAUGCAUCAAGCAACCUAAAAUGGCGCAUGUCAAGUGCUUAUCAACCAUGAAAAGCCUACAGUCCUAAGACCUGGCUGGCUAGAUACAUUUUUGGAAGAUAAUUGGAUAAAGCUGUCUGGUAGACAGCAGACUCGCACAACGAUGCCACCUACUACACUCUUCUGCUGUCAAGUGGCUCUGGUACCAUGAAAGGGCCAUGCAUUUGAACAGAUGCGCCUACAACACCUCAAGGCCACUGUUUACACCGGUGCAGGGAAUACACUGUAUCGUUAUUACCGGUGGCAUGGUAAUACAUAAUACUCUGGGAUUUGGUACACAGUUUACCUUAUAGCUCAAGCUAUGUUGUAACCCAGCAUUGCAGCGUGGAUGUAGGGUUUCUUGAUGUGCUUAAUUCUGUGUUACGGGACUGUGUUCUGCCACUUGCGGGAGAUGGGUGAACUCAACUAGGGGUAUGAGAGAGCCUCUCUAGCAUAAGGUAUGCUUAAAUGUCACUAAUUAUAAAGUCACCUGUAUCUUAUUAACGCUUAGAUCUUUUUCUAAUUUUCCUAUUGGGCCCAGGGGUCUUUAAUCUUUAUUUGUUGAUGCUAGUCUAUUCUCUAACUGUUUAUUUUCAACAUGCUCCAUGUUAUGUCUACACAAUAUAAAAGAGGCUUUGUUCAUCUGUAAGCAAUCUAUAUUACUUAAAAGUGGCUUGAAUAAUAUAUAUGUGACUACAUGUACAAUUUCAUCUCACUAUAUACAACAGAUAUUUCUGUGUUAGCUCAGCUAUGCUCAGACAUAUGUAACUGCUCAUGUUGUAUCAUAAUGCUUUUACACAUUUUAUGUUUGGCACUGUCACUACUAUGAGAAAAGUGGCUGUUUUAUUACUUCAUUUCCAAUCCAAUGUGUUGGAGUACAUUGCCAAUACAAUAAAAUAUCAAUGUCCAAAAACAUACGGUCCGCCAUGAAUAGCACAGUACUGAGCAAAUGCAGCAUCGCCAAUAGAUCCUUUUUUUGACUAAGACUGUAUUUAUAGUAGACAUGCAUAGGGGACAAAUUAAAUUAUUAAAUUUAUUAACGAAAUUGAACAAAAACCUGAAUACAUUAUCAAACCUUUCACCCAUUACUUUCCUAUUCCCAUCCCCUGAACUGUUUGAUGGAAGUCUAAGUUUAAUUGGGGGGAACCUGGCCACAUGUCUCCCCCACCACUUACCAUUAGGAAUGUGAGGGAUGCAUGUAUAUAUCAUGUGCAAUGUCAAAUGCAGAAGCUCUAUACAAAACAAUAUCUACCAAUAUUUUAUUUAUUUUACAUUGCUUAUUUAUGGUGCCCGGACUGGCCAUCGGGCAUACCGGCAAAUGCGAUGGCCGUGGGCCGAGGCCGGCAGGGGAGAUCACAGGUUCUCCCCAGCUGGCCCAUCCAGGGCCUGUGCUAGCCAAGCGCUGGCCCUGCUGUGUGCUUUCGUAGGCCGGUGGGGAGAUCAAAGAUCUCCCUCACCGGCCCACAGGCGUUGUAACAUUGCCGCUGGCUGGGGAGGGAGAGGAGAGAGGACCCGGUGGAGCUCUAGCCAGCAGCUCCGCCGUGUUCCUCUCGCGAGGUUUGAGCAUUGCCGCGGCAUGCUAGUGUUCACUCCCUGCAGGCUAGAGUUCACUCUCACCACUAGGACCACCAGGGAAGGCAGCACGAUUCCCACUCCAUGGCAGAACAGGGAUAUAACUUCUUUUUUUUUUUUUUUUUUAUUAAUAAAAAAAUAUAUAAAUUUAGAUAAAAAAUAAACUCACACGGACAGCCGCCUCACACACACAGCUUCCCUCAGACACAGACGUCACCCUCAGCACCCUCAGACACACAGUACCCUCAGACAGACAGCACCCUCAGACAGACAGCACCCUUACUCACACAGCACCCUCACACACAUAUACAGCACACACACAUAUAUAUAUAUAUAUAUAUAUUAUAAAAUAACCCUUAGUGAGUUAACAGACAAAGAAAAUUAGAAACAUAGAAUGGGACGGCAGAUAAAAACACCCUCAAACACUGCACCCCUCACACACACACACUGCGCACCUCACACAUACAAUACGUCCAAAUAUAUAUAUAUAUAUACACACUACAUCACCCCUAACACUGCACCACUACACACAUUACGCUCCAGAUACAUGCUAGAUUCCUUACCCUAUAUGCACUCUUAAUCCUCUACAGACACACACACACAAUCUCCUAUACACACUCUGGGUCAUUUACACCAGAUCUCCAACACACACUACAUUCCUUGUAAGCAAACACAUACAACAUUCUCUAAACACACCCUCUCUACAACCCCUACACACACUACAUCACCUAUACACACACACACACUACAGCCCGUAUACACACACUCGCUACAUCCCCUAUAACACUAUGCCCCUAUACACACACUCUCUACAGCUCCUAGCCACACAUAUUACACCACAAACACGAAUGAAAUUGACCUAUUUACACAAUACCACACCACACUCUACACACACGCAAUCCCACAAGCAGACUCCAAACACAUGCACCAUACACUUUCCUGGCCCUUUUGUCCUCUGGUAUCCCACUUAUGGAGACAACAGAGACAAUUUAAAAGCAAACACAGCACAAGCAUGUUAUUAAAUUUGCUUGCGCUGCGCAGAACAAAUACAGGGCCUUUUUCGAAUGCCAGAGCUCUUCAGUGGGGCUCUGUGCAUUCAACCAACAUGCUCACUUUGAGAGGGGGCGUGCUUGUCAUUAGUGAUGACUAAACACACCCUCUUUGGCCCCGCACCCUUCUUAGGGGGCUGCUCUGAUUGAAAAAUGCCAGGGCCAAAGUUUUUUUUUUUCCCAGUCCGGCCCUGGGUACACUUAUCGGUGUACUUUAAAAAAUGGUAUAAUUAUACCUUGAAAAUGUAAUGAGAAAUACGUAAACAUCUAAUGCAUCAAUCAUACCUUAGAGGGACACUAUAGUCACCAGAACUAUUGUAUUGCUUAUUGUAUUUGUUCUGGUGAGUAGAAUCAUUUCCUUUAGGCUUUUUGCAGUAAACACAUUUUUUUUAGGGAAAAAAAAAAGCAUUACUGCUUAAGCAUACCUCCACUGGCCACUCCUCAGAUGGCUUGUAGUGGUACUUUGUGGGGCAGUGCUGCCAUUCAGUUUAUCCACCCUCUGCAUGGAGACACUGAACUUUCCUCAUAGAGAUGAAUUGAUUCAUUAAUGGGCUGUAUUUGACUUGCGCUGGCUCUGCCCCUGAUCUGCCUCCUUGACAGUCUCAGCCAAUGCAAUGCUUUCCUAUGGGAAAGCCUUGUGAGUGGAUUUGAUAAACACUUCUGAUGAUGUAAGCCAAGUAGGUAAAUCAUGGGCAAAGCCAUCAGCAGCAGACUGGAAUCAAAGUAAGAUUAGAAAUAAAGGUUUGUGUUCCUUACCCUAUAGUGUUCCUUUAAGGUGUGUGUGUAUUGAUUUUCCUGAGCUUUUUUGUACUAUGCCUUAAAUUUUUUUUUAGUUAUAUCCAUUUCAUUGCAACUGUCUCGAUUUAUUUUCUAUCUGUUUUUGUAUCGCAGUCACUAUCUCUCUGUUAUUCCUGUUCUGAACCACAUCCUGUCUCUUCAGCCCUCACUAGACACACUGUGUUCAGAGUGCUAUAUCGUAAAAUAUACUUUCACACCCAAUCUCUUUCUGCUUUACCUGCUUAGCAUUUCUACUGCGACUUAUUCUAUUACAUAUUCCACUAGAGUGUCUUGUAGUAUUCACCAGGGGGUCCGGACACGGAGCUUGGCAAAUGUCUGAAAAAUCUACAUUGUAUGUAUGUGGUGUGACAUAGAGUACUUAGUUGGAAAAAUCAUAUUACACAAGGUACUGGAAGUUGAAGGAAAAAGAGAGAAUAACACAAUUUUUCCGCACUUUUAUCAAUCUGUCAUGCAUUGUACCUGCCAGCAUGUUUCUCCUGUGACAACAGGAAGUUUCAAAAUUGCCCAGUCUUUCCUGAAUUAGUGUGAUCUUACGCCUCCGUCAUUGUCACCACACAGGAUGUGCCCUGAAUGUGUCUGCUCAGAGCUUCAGAGAGAGGAAACCACUGACUUUGAGAUAUUGACCCUGUAACUCAGUUUCAGUAUAUUUUAGACACACUGCAGACACACUUCUCCCGUGUGCAAUAGACUGUUUAGCUUGUUAAUAUCAUUAGAUCGUGUUCCAAGUUCAUUGUAAUUUAAAUGUGUGUUAAACCGUGAAAAUCACCACUCUGCUGCUCAUUGCAGAUAAAUUGGAGAUGUGGAGGUGUCUACGGCUUGCUGGAAGAAAGGGGAGGCUGCAACCCUGACAGUGACAGAUGGCUACCAAACCCAUGGAUUUAUUGGCUGAGCUACAGCUCCUGGAGAAGGCUUCCACACUUGAGCGACUUCGUGCAGCCAAAAAGCGUAGGGAGCAGCAGCUUAAAAGGUGGGCACAGAACGAGCGUGAUGAAGAAGGCAGGAGACGCAGGCAGCAAAAGGCCAGAAGAAAGACUCCUACUAGGAGCAAGAGAGUUUCAUUCCCUUCACGCGUCACUCUCCAUGAGGCUUGUCUGAGGAACGACCCAGAGGAAGGUAACCAAUGAAAAGAUGUGACAUUUAAUGAUAAAUGUGUAUUUUUAGGGAUGUUAAACUUUAUCUAAGUUAGGGGAUGUUGAAACGUGCUGUAAUGUGAAAUAAUAUUUUAGUAUAUUGUGGUAGUAGAUGUGGUGUGGUCUUUAGAUAUGAAUAAUUGAAAGAUUGUAACUCAAAAUGUGUGAGUCCCUAGUAAUGCAAACUAUACAGUGUUUUCAUUUGUAUAGUAAAGAAAUUGAAGAUUAUGUUUGCUCUAGUGUACUAAUAAUCUUAAUUUUAAUAAUGACAGGAGGCAAGCAUUUUGCAUAAUCUUUCUUUACUAACUCCCAUAGCAGCAAAGAAAAAGAGUGAAAACUGAGAACCAAUCACAAUGCAGUAUAGGGUAUAAGAGGCGUGUCAUAUUACAUGAUUUCCUCUUAACUAAUGCGACAUCACAAGUCCAUAAUACAGGAUAACCGUAGAAAAAACAUGUAUAACUUGAACAGGAAUCAGGUAGAGAUCCAACUAGGAUGUCUUGGAGUUCAAACGAUGAUCUUCAAUGACGUAAUGAUGAAUAAAACCUUGAACGGAGUCUUUAAUAGUCCCUUGUGGUUUCUGAUUAAACUGAAAAGAGAAUAUAAAAGGUAUUAGAUUCCAAAAGUGGUUGUGUAAAAGCAAUGAAUAUCUAUCCCUUAAGAUUAAUUAAUAAAACAAUAACGUCCUCCCAUCUAACAGUACUAAUUAAAUAGCCCACCCACAUUGAAUAUAUACAUUAAGUCCUUGAUGGGCAAAAGUUAGACACUAGUACAGUAAUAGAAGAAACAAAUGCUAUAGAUAUAUAUGAAAAGCAGAGGGAGGGAAGAACGAAAGAGAGUAGGGAGGGAAAAUGCUUGCCUCCUGUUAUUAUUAAAAUUAAGAUUAUUAGUACACUAAAGCUAACAUAAUCUUCAAUUUUACCACAUGACAGGAGGCUUCGUAUUUUGCAAUUUCAACGCUGAGAAAGUAGAGCAAAAGCUGGGUUAGAUGGAGGACGGAAGUAGAACGUCCUAAAGGUGGAUUCUCUAGUCCAGUCCGCCGCUCGCAAGAUAUCUGGAAGGGAGGCACCUGCCACGUAAGCGGAGUGUGCUCCAAAAGUUUGGUCAAUCCCAGCAAGGGAUAAGAGCCAGCUAACCCAUCUGGCCAACGUAGUGACCGAGGCUGGACCGUAGGGGCGGACGUAAGAGAUGAGAAGUUGACGAUUGGAAGUAGGCCGCAACGUCGCGGUAGCUUCCAUGUAUUGACGGAGAGUAAAGACCAUGCAGAGCUGAGGGUCUGAGGGAAAAAAGGGAUAAAAGACCGUGGAAGAGUCGGACUUCGUGCGUCGUGAGACCUGGAAGGGUACACCCGCUGGGCAAAAGGUAAAUGCGUUGGCAUCAAAAGCGCGUACAUCGGACAACCGACGAAAGGAGACCAGGCAGAGCAGGAAGGUGAAUUUCGCCGUAAGCUGGCGGCGUGCUAAUUUCUCGUUAGGAGGCCAGUCCCGUAAAAACUGUAAGAUAAUGCCAACGUCCCAAAGUCUUGAGGAUUUGGGUUCGGGGGGGCGCCGAAGGCGCAUGCCGCGGAGGAGUCUACAGAUAGGUGGGUCCCUUGAGUCGGAGUAUGGGCCGCUGAACGUAUCACAUUGAUAGACCGGUAUGAUUUUCCGGCUGUGAAUAGGGAGGUGAGGAAAUUCAUGAUGGAGGGAAUAGGUGCAGUAAGAGCUUAAGGCGGCAAAAGGAAUUGCACGAACAGAGCCGGGCGUUCGUGCGCAGGAAAGUAGCCGAACGCGAGCGCCAAUAAAUGGUGCGGGUGUUCGGCGCACGAAUAGACGAACGUGAGCACCUAAUACAAGGCGUUCGCAGGGAAAUUGCCGAACGAUAAGCGUUCGGCAAACGAAACGUACCUUCGCGAAUGAACGAUAAGAUUAAUGCCGUUCGUGAAGUGAAAGGACGUGCGAAGAACGGUAAAAGGCGGGGAAAAAACGCGAAGAGAGGUCUGGCUCUGGGGAGAUGUGGCAAAAAUGGUGAGAAUGCCGGUAAGUCCUCCUGUAAACCGGGUAAGGGGAAAUUACAGCUGAAGGGUCCCAGAGCCAGGGGGGGCGUCCCUGGAGUGAGGGAAAGGCAGAAAGAGCCCAGAAACAGAGUGGUUAGCCCAGAGAAAUGGAGGUCAGUAGAGUAACAGGAGAAAUACAAGCUGGGUAGUAAUAGACUAUGAUACAAGCUAGAAAAUAUGAUAUAAAUCACUGUAGGUAAGAAGUAUGAAGGACAGAGAGGAGAAACCAAAAUCUGUACUUAUCUUGUGAUGGAGCAGCAAAGAAAGAGGAAAUGAUGUAAUAUGACACACCUCUUAUACCCUGUACUGCAUUGUGAUUGGUUCUCAGUUUUCACUCUUUUUCUUUGCUGCUGUGGGAGUUAGUAACGAAAGAUUAUGCAAAAUACAAAGCCUCCUGUCAUGUGGUAAAAUUGUAAUUAUGGCAAAAAGUGUUUACCUAAACAAAUCAUUAUUUGAACUUUAAAACACCAUUUGCGUAACUAUAAUUCAAGCAAAACUAUUUACACUUACCAGUAGUUCCAGGGCAUCUAUUGGUGAGCAGGGGCCACUUUCUGGAUAUGCCUGGGCACCUAUUGACAGAGGUUCCUGGAAGCCACUUGACAAACUGCUGUCACUUUCCCAGGUGUUGCUUGGGAGCCUGUUGAACAGGGGUCACUAUUCUUGAAGGAACCUUGGUACCUAUUGGCAAGCAGCGGCCACUUUACUGGGGUACCUGUCCGGGUGUGUAUUGAUGAGCAGGUGGCGUUUUCUUGUAGAGCCUGGGCAUUUAUUGGCAAGUAGGUGCCACCCUUCCCACCUAUUAGAGAGCAGGGGCCACUUUCCAGGAACACCUAGGGCAUUUAUUGACAAGCAAGGGCCACCCUUCUGGGGAUCCUGGUCACUUAUUUGCGAGGACAUUCCUUGAGGGGUACCUAGUUGGUUAUCAGCCAGCAAAUGACCACUUUCCAAAGAUGCCUGGAAGUUUAUUGCUGAGCAAGGACCACUUUCUGGUCUUGCCUGUGUGCCUAUUUCUUCGGCAAAUGGCUUUGAAAUCUGGGGGGAAAAACUGUAAGAAAUGUGCAAACUGGUUGCCUAAACACUGGUUAAUCAAACUUUUUUUGCCUGAAAUUACUAUUUGCCUACCACAGAUACAUGGGUAUGUGGUUAAUCCAGGGAUAAGUCCAAUUGACUUGACUAAUUUUCUUCUUCCAUGGAAACUUUUAUACAACCUAUGUAUUUUUUUUUUUUUUUGCCUGCUAGAACACAGACUGUUUAUUUUUAUUUAAAUUUUAAGUAUCUGAAUAUUGUCCUAACACACUGCUCAGUAUCCCUUGAACGUGAUUGUGAUUAGUGCUGUGAUUGUGUUGAGGAGUGUUGGUUAACACAUUAGGCUGAGUCCCAGAAUAGACCUGUCCGUCCACCACACUUUAAACAAUGCACAUUAAUAUACACAAAUAACAGAGCUAAUGACCUGAAACUUGUGCUUCUGACUCAGGACUUUGGGUGUAAGGCAGGGAUGAUGUUGCCAUAAUAACAUGUUUUUUUUUAGCAGGGAAUUCCUGCAGAAAGGAACUAUACAUUUAUUAUAAAGGGUGUAUACCACAGUAAUUAUAGUGUUUGUGUCCAUAGGAAGGUGUAUAUGCAGAAAUCCUUCUGUGAAAUGAGUUCGUAGGAAGAGUUAAAUACAUGGAGCUAUUCCUGAAAUAGAUUCCUUGUUAAAAAAAAAAAAAUUCUAAAUAUAUUACUGGGCUGAAAUACUGUGCGAAAUAAUAGAGCUUGUAAAAGAAAUGCAGUGAGGUAGAUGCACAUUGGUUAGGAAAAUAUUAUGAACUGAGGAAUGUGUUAAAUAACACACAUAAUGUAAUGCAGAAUAUGUACAUAUAUAUAAAGUAUAACACAGUGGGAAAAAAGCCCCAAAAAACAGGGGGUUAAUCCACUAGACAAGGAGUCUGACCAAUAGGGAAUCUAAACUUUUUUUUUUUUUUGACAAUCUUUAUUUUUGUAAGUUCUCAGUGAUACAUAAUAAGACAGGUAAAGGGGUAGUAAAUGAUCGGACAGUAACAAGCAGGUGCAGACAUAGGUAAACAGUAUUUUACAAUGGCAUAACGGUGUUAAAGUAGCAAAUCUGAAUUUCUGAAAUUUGUGCUAUUUCUAGAGUCGAUUAACAUUCGGCUUGGUUACACAGCGUAUAACAAAGCAGAUACAACCUUGGCUCCACCAUCACAACUUAUUGUAAGGCUCAUUUAUAAGUCACAAAAUGGACAGGGAUCAGUAGAUAUGGAGUAAAGGGUUAGGCUCCAUAGGCAACCGGAUAAGGAAUUAUUUAAUUAAAGGCUUAAAAACAGUAGUGUUUAGAGUGGUGUUGGAAAGUGACAAGGAGGGUAAGUAGGAGAGAAAAGAAAAAGGGGAGUUGGGAGUUCAGAAGCAGGUGAAGUAAGCUAUGGAGUGGGGGGUGGGGGGGUAAGGAAGAGGUUGUGCGCAAAAGGACAGUCAGGCCACCAGUUCAAGUAUUAGUGGCAGUUUCGCUUUCGGGUGCAUUCACGCCAAAUCUACAUUUUAUAUUAAGUACAAUGGAGAGGAAGUAACAGGUUAGAGUGUUGGAGUGUUCCUUUAAUAGCUGUGGAAUUAGUCCUAUAGGUAUUUACUAAAAUUAAGUCCAGCUCACUUGGAGCUUCUCGACAGGGUUUCCCUGUUGCUCUGCUCAUGUAUAAUAUCUCGAAAUCUCUGUGGCUCCCAGCUUGUUUUUUGUUCUUUUUUAAUGGAAUACAAGCUCUCAAAUGUAGUCUCCAUCUAUGUUUAUGGAGUCCCAACUCAGACAGACUCUGAGAAAUCUAAAUAUGUGUAACAUUCCUAGGCAUACAACAAAGUAGUACUUUAUAAUAACAAUGUAAAGAAUUAUAAUAACAUUCCACACAGUUAUUGUUCUGACAUGGAGACGGGACGAUACUCAUAUUAUUGUAGCAACACCUGCACUGUAUGUCCGAAAGUAUGUUGCCAUCCCAAACCACUUGCAUAAAUAUGACAUGGGAGUCCACUUUGACGCUAUAAGAGUCUCCACUCUUCUUUGAAGGUUUUCCACUGGAUACCUUUGUGUCCUGUAUUGGCUUCAAUUUAAUAAGAGCAUUAGUGAAGUUGUACCGUUGUUGGGUAGUUGGGUGCGGCUUGUAAGGUGUUCAGUAAGGUCAGGUUGUGAUCUGUGCAGAACAAUCAUUUUAUUCUGCGCAAAUCGCAACAAGCCUCUUCUGAACGGGUCUGACUUGGUUUAAGAAGACAUUUUGGGAUAUGGUAUAGGAAAGUUUUUAUUCAUGUUUCAUUGUAUGCUCUCGCACUAAAGGGGCACUGAUUAAACCAAGCAAAACAGCUCCUUAACUGUUAUCACCCUUCCAUGAAACUGAAGUUGACACUAUAGCAGGCAGGUAGCAUCCACCAGGAAUUGGCCAAACACAGUUGUCAGUCCGAUUAACAGAUGGCAAAACUCCAGAAGACAUUUUUUACUGCUCCACAGUCCAGUGGUUUUACAACCGCUACAGCCGACACAAUCAUUAUGUUAGUGUGUGGCAACUUAUGCAAACUUGUGUCAUGAAACUCUUAACAAACAGUUCAUGUUCUGAUGUUGAUUUCCGUCAUCUCUUUGUGGUGAGUGAUGAUUUUACUGAUUACCAUUUCAAAUUUGAUGGUCCUUUUCUGUGAGCUGUUUCUUGACCUCAAAUGUUUCCAUUUCUUAAAAAUAGCACUUCGUUUCCUUUGACAUUACAGAUAAAACACAUAUUUUAUAACAAAGUUUCUUCCUAGCCUUUCAAAUUUAGAGUCCCCUUUAAAUUGAGUUUUGCUCACAUUUACUCCAACCCAGUCCAGCCUCUCUGAUACUCACUGGUAUCAUCAGUGCUGAUGAUCUCAGCCAAUCUAAUAUUCCAUCACAGGGAAGCAUUGGGGCCGUAGUGUGCCACACUCCGCUACUUAGCAUCUCCUUAUACAGACACAUCUCUGUGUGCUGAGAGUGAAAACGGCAAAUAUCUGUCCUACAAAGAUUGUAGGAAGCACCUCUAUUGGAAGUCCGAGUAACAACCAUUAGAAACAAAUGUAAACACAGAUAAGACAGCUUUUAAAAAUGAAAGACUGCAAGGACAGUCUCUUUGUAUUAAAAUCACUACAGCUGUGGUGGUUCUUGUGCUUACAGUGUCCGUUAAACAAAGUACUGAUUUAGGUCAAAACUAAUAGGGCAGAAAUUUGACAAAAUGAUCUGUUGGAAAGAGACCAUGUAAAAAAGCUCUCUGCUGACAUAUACAGAACAUUCUACCGGCAGUGUUUACCGGUGGAAAUUGCAUGGGUUCAGUUUAUACGCCUGUCAGGGGCAGAUGCUGCUGAAAUAGUCUGAACCACUAAUUAGAUGAUGUUAAUGUUAUCUAUGUAAAGGUUUAGCCACUAAACUCCACAUUGUAGAGAAUUGAAAAUAGAAUGGCACAUUUAGUCAAAAGAUUGCUGAUCUGGUCAAGUCCUUUAACUGCACUACAGUCACAGCGGACAUUUGGUCUUUCUGAUUUCAGUUUGCUACAAUUCAGAAUUUAGUGAAUAUACCCCAGGGAUAAAUUAUUCAGGCUGGCAGUGUGAGCUAUGAUAUGCAGACAUCGGAUAAUAUGCAGGCUAAUACCGUAACUAUAGUAAUCACCUGCUCUGCGAAUACGGCAAAAUGUACGAAAACGCAGUCUUAUAAUAGUUAAACUUAGAGCAGUAACUAUUGCAGAUAAAUUGUAUACAGAAUGAUAGAGUGCAAUGUUUAAUAACCUGCAGAGUUACAGUAACAUGUCUAUGACAUGUAGCUAUAUGAUCACAUUCAGCAUGUUACAGUAACAUGUCUAUAACAUGUAGCUAUAUCAUCAUAUUUAGCAUGUUACAGUAACAUGUCUAUAACAUGUAGCUAUAUGAUCACAUUCAGCAUGUUACAGUAACCGAUAGGAUGAUAUGUAGCUAUAUCAUCAUUUACAGUAGUAACAUGUCUGUGUAGCUUUAUCACGGGCGGGCAGGCAGGCUUUUAGUAGUCAUGUGCCAAAACAAGAUUUUAAAGUCCCUUGGUGUGCCAAUCCAAUUUUUUUAAAUUGAAGUGUGUAUAUUGCCGUAUUAAGCUUGCUGUGUGCUUGAGUUGCUUUGUAGCAUUGUAUUGUGCGUAUGUGGGCUGUUAUAUUGUAUGUGUUCGUGAGUGGUUGGAGAUAUUGUGUAUGAAACCUAUGAAUGUGGGCUGUGUAUGGGGGUCGCUUGUGUAUUUGUUUGUGUGUAGAUGAUAUGUCACACAGUGUGUUUGGUGUGUGCCUGUGUGGGGCUGUUUGGGGUAUUGCAUAUGAGAGGCUGGUUGUGUGACUAUGUGGGUUGUAAGUGGGGUUGCGGGACUACUAUGUGUGUUUGUGUGCGAGUUGUCUUAACAGUCACAGUGUCACAGUAUCACAGAGAGGCAGAAGGCCAUUAUAUAACUUGGCCUAGGGCCCAUUAAUAAAAGGUAUUAAAUGCACACUUCACACAGCUCCAGGCCAACUUCCAGAGUUUAUGUACAGCUAAAGCACUCAACCCUGCAGGACUUGCCCUAAACAGAGGUAGCAUUUCUGGAUGAUCAUCCUAGACCUCUUAUUUUUCCUAUUUCUGUUUUAAAUUGUAUUUCUUUCUGUCUCCAUCCCCCUUUCUAUUUCCAUUGAUGACUAUUGCACCCUCCAUCCUUAACUCUUGUUUAGUUAAAUGUUUGGUUUUGCCAGUAUUAGUUAUUGCACUCUAAGCCUCAUUCAUUAAUGAUGACUUUUACCUAAGUAUAUCAUAUCACAAAGUGGUAACACACAGAGUGAAAUAUCACAACACUGUGUGACAUUGUUAAAUGAGCAGUUCAGCACUGAACCAUGCAAAAGAGGUACAUCCAAAUAAUAGUUUUAGUGGAGUCUUAUCCCUAAUCAUCUGCAACUGCAGCUAAAGACUUGGUGUGAGCUGUUGAAGUUUUAAUUACAAGAAUAAUGUCCUUUUAAUGGAGUUUAAAUAUGCAGGAGUGGCUGUCAAGGCCACAUACAUGCAAACGUCAUUGGGAUGGGACAUUCUAUCGUGUAUCCAGCAGCGUGGCAGAGAAAGAGUUAUAAAAAGCACAAGGACACUAUGAUUUGUGAACUAAUAAACCUUGGGGAAGCUUGUUAUGCUGGCUUGUUAGGAACCGGAGCAGGCAGGUUUGUGAUGGCUAUGGACCAGAUCUUUUGAAAAGGGUAGAGGCAAAGCCCUGCAUUUAAGGCACAGGGAAACAGAGUUUGACAAGUUUAAGGAAGUAGUACUGCUAGUACAGGAAUUCAGCAUGGUUUUACUGUGCCAGGAUCAAAGUAUGUGGUCCUUCUAGGAAAGAACUUAAGAGCGUGGUACAGGAACUUCUCAGGAUGCCAAUAAAAAGACUGCUGUCAUUAGGACAGGACUUACGAUCUUGGUGUCACUGGUGUAGGAAAGAUGGAAUUGGUGUCACCGGCGCAGGAAUUAAAAAUGGGAAGUCUCAGAUUGGCACAGAAAUAUGUUAUGGUGCCAUUUGAUCAGGAGUAAACAUUUUGGUGGGGUACAAACACAGACAAUGGACUAGGACAAACCAUGUGGUGAGCCUAUAACAUGGAUAUGAAAUGUGUCAUAACUACACCAGGAAUUGGCAUGGUUUCUGUAGGGUAGAGGGUACAGAGUUUGGCAUCUCUUGCACCGUGUUACAGGAUGUGAAAUCUCCACAAAGUACCCUGGCACAGAUGAGCCAUCAAAGUUCUACAAUAAUGAUUCAGAUCUUGGCCUGGACAGGGAUUAGUUCCAGUAGGAGACUGGUGUAGCCUGGUGCAUCUACGAUGUUGAGUCCAACCAACAUCUCUCCAAGUUAUUGUCCACCCUCUAGCUUUUCAGAAACCCCCACAGCUUAUACUGUAUGUAUAUAAUUAAUGUAAUAAUUUCUGAAAUCCCCAUUCCAACCACUGCUUGUAUGUAUGCAACCUCUGUGAUCAAGUCUGUUAUAGAAGGCCGACACAUCCUGGGCUAGGAUAAACAGUUAGGGAUUUCUGAAUAAAGGAUGUAUGGACUGGCAUAAUUAGAUCUGGUGUACAGAGCUGGGAUGAAUCACAAGCACUUUAUCCAACAUUCUCACCCAUUCUUUUUUUUCCCCCACAGUCCUUUCUCUUCUUCAGAGCAAUGUGGAUCCCAACCUGUGUAAUGAAGAUGGUCUGACCGCCCUUCACCAGGUACUACACCAGUCAUAUUGCUUAAAACACAAGCAAACAAUGGUUACUUGAUGUCACUUUGAUACAAACACCAUGGCCUGUACAGCCCUUGUAUUUAUAUCUAAUUGGCAUAAUACGUCAUGUUCACCUCUAGGUCUACAUGUUAUCUUAUCUCAUAGGUGUUUUCAGGGGGGCACACAGACAACUGGGAUGUAAGGUCAUGGGUACAAACUCCACCUAUACGCAUGUGACUUAACAUAUCCCCAUAUGAACAAACUGUCUCCUGACUACCACCUGAUAGCAUAUGAGUUAUGACCAACCACAGCCUACCUAAUAUAAGUAGGCACACCUACCUCAGACCUUUGACAACCCGCUCAUACGGAGGCCCAACUUGAUCAGAGUCAAACCUCUGGCGUAGGUGAUAAGGGAAGCCUUCUUUGAAUUAAAGGUAUACUCCAGGCAUCCAGACCACUUCUGCCCAUUGGAGUGGUCUGGGUGCCAACUCCCACUACACUUAACCCUGCAAGUGUAAUUAUUGCAGUUUUCAUAAACUGCAAUAUUUACAUUGCAGGAUUAAGUCCUUCCAGCGUUACCGAAAUCCCCAUAGGAAAGCAUUGUAUAAUAGACGGAGAGUAGACGGAGCAUGACCCAGCGCCGAGGGACAUCGGCACUGGACUCCAGUAAGUCACUGAAGGGGUUUUAACCCCUUCAGCAACUUGGGAUGGUGGGUGGAAGGGAGAGUGGCACUAGAGGGUCCUGCAGUGCCAGUAAAACGAAUAUGUUUUCCUGGUACUGGAGAAUCCCUUUAAGGGUUGUCCCUCCAAAUACAACCCUACAAUCACUUACUUGUUGGGGAUGCGUGCCUUUUUAUUUCUUCAGCGGGACCACAUGCCAGAGGUGGAAGCAGUACAGAAUAUAUAGUAACCCUUAAGAUAAAUCCCUCCGGGAACGGCCCGUCAAGUCUUGAUACACUUCCUACGAAAGGGCUUCCAGCCAUAUACCGAUGCCAUUGACUCGAAUAUGACAAACACAUAACUUGUACCUCGACUAAACGACCCCUUACUGGACAUACAUGUUAUCAAUCUACACCUCCUAGAUACAAGACCCCAAUCAGACAGAGCCCGUGUCUCUUCCCUCUCUCACUCCCCCUUUUUCCCCUCUCUCUCUCUCUCCCUCUCCCCUUCUUCUAUUAGGCUUGCACCUUGCACUCUCUUAGACACUCCCCCUUGGUGCCUGGGCCCGCAACAUAGUUCAUUACAGCCUCAACAUUUUAGAAGUAGCCAUUUGGCUCAUGGAGACUGAAAAGACUUCUAAGACACUUGUUAUAUAUCGAUCUCUUACACGUACUACAUGUCUACGCUUAUAUUGCGGAACUCUUACAUUUUUUUUUUUUUAAAUACAAAUCUUCAAAAUGAGCGUGCUAAACAAAAAUGCAGGUAAUUAUUUUGGCCUAAAGAUAUUAAAUGCAUUAAUGCUGUGUUUGUAUCUCAACCGUCACUUUAUUGGAAAUUACGCAGUUAAGUCAAACAUCUAAAAUGACCUAGAAUUUGUGUUAACUUUGGUUUGAUAUACAUUUAGAGAAAAUGGAACAUCGCAUGAAACCUUUAGGUAUGGACAUCACAGUCCAGCUGAGUCCAGGCACAACAAAGGCACACAAUGCACUGAAGGAGUAGGAAGUGCAACAUUCUCUCCGUUCCUCCUCUUCUCUCUUUUUAUGCUGAUACCCAGGUGCAGAGGACAUUGCUUAUAACAUUGGCUGACAGCAAGAUAAUGUGGAGGCAAUCAUUUAAAGAUAGCUCUCUUUCCCCCCCCCAGAAUUUCCAAACAAAUAUUUGUUAAAUAUAGUAAUUAAGUAAACAUCAUUAAAAAUCACGAGAAGUAACGUUGCCCCUUUAAGCAAUUGUUUGCAAGCUGCUCAGCUCUGAAACAGUUGAAAAUUGUAUAACCAUGACAGCCGUUUGCAUAGCAACAACCGGGUAGUCAAUACAAACUGCAGUGUUAACCAUUACGUUGCUGGGGCUCUCUCCUAAAAUACGGCAUAAGAGCAACUCUGAUUGUAACAUAACAUUUAUAUAUAAUACAGUAUUAGGCUAUGUAAUACACUGAUGAAUUCUUUAGCACUGUAUUGUAGAAAAAAAAAAGAUUCUUUAACACUUUUUCUUUUCAAAAACCUACCACACAGAUGUGAGUAAGCCAAAAUAUUUAAAGAACAUGCUUGAGGGCUCCUAACAAGUAUGUAUCAUACUUUCAUGUUGUUUCAGUGGUAACCAUACUGUUACUGAACAGAGAACAGGGCUGGCCUGAUUUCUGCACUGACAGAACAGUGUUGGCCUGAUAUAUGCAUUACCAUCAAAAAAAAAAGAGGGGGGAUUUCGGGACACAACGGGAACAUGCUUUUCUCAGUAGUGGUACUACCAUAAAUAUCAAAAUAUAUUCAAAAUACAGAUUAGGGAACAGCACACACAAAAACAAUAUACAGGCCAUUUAAGCAGUAAGUAUUGCAGUUAGCAUGUUAAUCUCCCAUGUUAAAAUUAGUGUAGGACCCACCAGUAUUGGGGUACUGUGAUCUAGUGGUGGGCUUAACACAAUAUGGCCAUAUGGUGGAACCAAAUCACCAUAUCUGCUUGCUAAGAUAGGUAUUUUUACGUAGCCUUGUCAAAUUUAAAACUAUGCAUUGUAUUUGUGUGACUGCUGUUCCCUAAUCUGAAUUUUAUCAUACCAUCUUGUACAGAUUGCUAUAAAAUUUUAAAUGAGAUUAUGCCGUUCUAAACUGUUUCUGUUCACCGUCGAAGUAACAUUGUCUGUCAGUGGGGCAUAGCAGUUGGCCGUUUACUUCCAAUGAGUCAGAGUACAGCUCUCUGCGGAAUAUAUUUCUAAUCCUUUGGCUAAAAGUGGGUUAACAUUGAGCCUUUCGCAGGCUUUUCGCUUAGAAAAUUCCCAGCUAACGCAUUCCUUGCCUCCUCACAUGGCUUUCUGUAUGAAGACAAGCAUUGUGUGCUACCCACUGUCUGUCUAAUCCUCUGCCUUCCUCACUAAAGCAAUUGCAGCUGUGGGGGCGACAGCCUCUGGAGUGGGUAACAGAUAACAAAACACUUGCCUUUCUAGAUGACUGUGAAAAGAAAAAAGUCAUGCAUUUUCAUGUAUUACGUCCAAAGGUAAAGAAGUGGGAGAAGGCAUGAUGCAUAAAUACAGCUCAUAUAUAGAAGUAUUUAAGUAGGCAAUAAAAUGGGCAGAUAGGCCAUUUAUCUGUCCAUCAUCUAAAUCUGUUCAUAACUAACCAUUACCUUCAUAGAAUGUACCUUCUGGUAUACUGUCUUUGUAUAGCUGUGUUUUCAGAUCUGACCUGUACUCUUUGAUAAGAUUAACCCCUUAAGGACCAAACUUCUGGAAUAAAAGGGAAUCAUGACAUGUCAUAUGUCCUUAAGGGGUUAAAGGGACCCAAUAGUCACCAGAACAACUACAGCUUAAUGUAGUAGUUCUGGUGCCUAUAGCCUGUCCCUGCAAACUUUUCAAUGUAAAUGCUGCCUUUUCAGAGAAAAAGCAGUGUUUGCAUUAGUGCUUAGGGGCACCUCCAGUUGCCACUAGAGGUGCUUUCUGGGUCAGUGCUGCACUUUGCAAGAAGACACUAAACUUUCCCCGCAGAGAUCCAUUGAUUCAAAGCAUCUCUAUGAGGAGAUGCUGAUUUGCCCAGUGUGGUGUUUUACCAGUCAUGUGCAAUAUCCUCCAAAUGCUUUCCUGUGGGCAGUUUGAAUGCGCGCACGGCUCUGGUCGCACAUGCGCAUUCGACUCCACUCGGGAGCUGCCGUCGGCAGUGGGAGGAAAGGUCACCAGUUCCAAGGGAACCUGGCACUGGAUUAAGGUAAGUGGCUGAAGGGGUUUUAACCCCUUCAGCCCAGCAGGAAGGGGGCCACGAGGGAGGGGGACACCUAAUUAUCCUAUAGUGCCAGGAAAACAGGUUUGUUUACCUGGCACUAUAGUGCUCCUUUAAGCUAUCUAAAGUGCUCAUUCUAAAGAUGCGUACAAUGUUCUUUCUAGUUAUGCAGUGUUCCCUCUAAGCUCUUUGCAACAUCCCGUCUAAUCCCAGUUUCCAGUGCUGCUUUGAAACUGUUAAAAUUACAUUCCACUGCCCAAAUACAAAAUAAAUAACAAUCACUGUUUAGUAGAUAUACCCCAAAUGAAAACAUACAUGCAUUUAAUUAUGCAUUUUUCAAUGGGGUAUAUUUAACACAUUAGCUUGCAAAACUUGUAGAUCUCUUACUGCUGCCUUUGCAAGCCCUCCCCUUCUGACCCCGCCAAGACUUUAUAUGACUGUCCAAUCACAGGCUUCCCAGUGUAGCUUAAUGAGAAGUUGUUACAAGGCAGGUGGUCUGGGUAUUUGCUGUCUCUUGAGUUUAGCUCCACUGAGCAGGGCAGCCAUCAGGGGCAUCUGCACCGGGGCCCAUCAGGUGGCCCAAGCAUUUAGGGCCACCCGAUGGGCCCUAUAUCUUCAGGGGCCCGGUCAGCGCUGGGCUGGGUAAUUGCGCAGCCUGGCCCCUUUAAAAAAAAAAAAUUGCGGCUAAACACCGCAAGUGCUGCUGGAAGGAAGUGACGGCCGGUCACUUCCUCCCAGCUUACUCCGCGCGGGGGGAGAGGGAGAGUGGAGGAGAGGACAGGACAGGGACACCAGAGGCAUCCACUCCCAUCAUCCCCAGCCACCCUCCUGCAACUUAAAGGUAAGAGGAGGGUGGCUGAUAAAUGAGGUGUGUGUGUGUCUGCAAGUAUGUGUGUAUGUCAGUGUGUAUGUCAGUAUGUAUGUCUGUGUGUGUAUGUCAGUAUGUAUGUCUGUGUGUAUGUCAGUAUGUAUGUCUGUGUGUAUGUCAGUAUGUGUGUGUGUGUGUAUGUCAGUAUGUAUGUGUGUGUGUAUGUCUGUGUGUGUGUGUGUAUAUGUCAGUAUGUAUGUCAGUAUGUCUGUGUGUGUGUGUAUGUCGGUAUGUAUGUCUGUGUGUAUGUCAGUAUGUAUGUCUGUGUGUGUGUCUGUGUGUAUGUCAGUAUGUCUGUGUGUGUGUAUGUCAGUAUGUAUGUCUGUGUGUAUGUCAGUAUGUGUGUGUGUGUGUGUGUGUAUGUCUGUGUGUAUGUCAGUAUGUAUGUCAGUAUGUCUGUCUGUGUGUAUGUCAGUAUGUCUGUGUGUGUGUAUGUCAGUAUGUAUGUCUGUGUGUGUGUAUGUCUGUGUGUAUGUCAGUAUGUAUGUCUGUGUGUGUAUGUCAGUAUGUCUGUGUCUGUGUGUAUGUCAGUGUGUAUGUCUGUGUGUAUGUAUGUCAGUAUGCAUGUAUGUCUGUGUGUGUAUGUCAGUAUGUAUGUGUGUAUGUGUCUAUCUGUAUGUGUUUGUGUAUGUCAGUAUGUAUGUCUGUUUGUCAGUGUGUGUGUGUCUGCAAGUAUGUAUGUGUGUGUGUAUGUCACUCUAUCAGUAUGUAUGUCAGUAUGCAUGUAUGUCUGUGUGUGUGUGUGUGUAUGUCAGUAUGUCUGUGUGUAUCUGUGUAUGUAUAUAUCUGUGUGUGUAUGUAUGUAUGUAUAUCAGUAUGUAUGUGUAUGUAUGUCAGUAUGUAUGUGUAUGUAUGUCUGGAUGUCAGUUUGUAUGUAUGUCUGUUUGUCAGCAUGUAUGUGUGUCAUUAUGUGAGUAUGUAUGUACAACAGUGUUUGUGUCUAUAUGUCAGUGUGUGUGUGUGUGUGUGUGUAUCUGUGUAUGUAUCUAUAUGUAUGUCUGUUUCAGUAUUUGUGUCUGUUAGUAUGUGUGUAUCUUUCUGUGUGUGUGUCUGUGUCCUUUUGUGUCUGUGUGUGUGUAUUCCUGUGGGCGGGAUUUGGAGGCGGGCACACGGGGGCCCAAACCUUGAGCUGUGUUAGGGGCCCCACAAUUUCUGAUGGCGGCCCUGCCACUGAGAUAACCAAACAAGGAAGUAAAAGGACUUAUUGUCUACUUGAAAGCCAAGGGAGGAUAACCAGGAUCAUUUAUAAAAGUGUCAAUUGUUAUUGAAACUGCACUUUUUGUUAAAAAAAAAAAAAAAAAUCACACUCUUCACACACAAAGUAUGUCAGCAAGCUAAAGUUCUUUAGGUGUCUGGAAUGUCCCUUUAACCCCUUAAGGACCAAACUUCUGGAAUAAAAGGGAAUCAUGACAUGUCAUACAUGUCAUGUGUCCUUAAGGGGUUAAGGAAAAGUUUAUUUUAAAAGAUAUACUAUACAGUUUACACUAGAAAAAGAGGCAUUCAGUUCAUCUCCAAACAAGUACUGUUUCACUUGGAUUCCACCAUUUUCUUGCUGUUUUGUUCACGGCAGUGCUAAGAUCACUAAAGCGGUUGUGUUUUAGAAUUCUGUUAGCACAGUCUUGUAAAAUAAGGUGCCUUUUACUUACCCCAUCGCUUACCAACAGAAAAGUAAGCCUUUUGUUUUGACACCAAACGGAGAGGGGGUUUUGUAUGUAACAAAUAUGGGUUAUUUCUGGCUUAUAAGGUCAUGCCUACUAACUACAAACUACUUAAGAUCAAGUCAUUUCAGACUGGUUCACUUUUUCACUAAACUGGAAACAAUAGGGCAUGUCAGUUGCAAAUUAUAGUCCAAAAAUGAACUAAAAAGUCACAAUCAUGUCAAUGUCUCCAAUUUGCAUUUCCCUCGUUAUCCAAAAUUCCCAGUAAAAUGAAUAAACCUCGUUAUGUCAACCUGCUCCUUCACUGAACACUGAGGCAGCCAUGCAUGCGCGACACCAUUACGUCACAUUUGUUAACAAUUGAUAGAACUUACUGCAGGUAAAAUACUUUGAGAUUAGAACUUUCUUUCCCCUAAGCAGAGUCUCUUAUCUUAUAUUGCCUUCUUGCUAAAUGACCAAUUAACGUAUGUUAAACCUCAUUUUAUUUACAAACAGAUUGGGUGAUAAUUUAUGGCCUCGUAAACUUUCACAAGGGAAAGCCACUUUUUUUUUAUAGACGUUUUGACAGGCCCUGUGAUAUUUUUAUGGAUGUGUUUUUUUUUUUUCUAGACUGCCCUUUAAAGGUCUGUGCAGAAACUAUGAAGAUAAAGCAUGAUUAUUAUUAUUAUUUUUAAAUCUUCCCUUGCCACCUAGCUAAAGAUAACAUUUCCCCAUAUCAUGGAAUUAUCCAUAGGAGGUUUUAUUCAUCUUGUUUGCAUUGUUGCCUAUUUCUUGUUCUUUAAAUUUGGAUCAACAGCAAAAAACAAAUGUGAGGAAGGCUGAACUUGAUGGACACAUGUCUCUUUUCAGCCUAUGUAACUAUGUUACUAUGUAAAUCAUUGUAGAAUUAUUGGUUAAAUUACAUUGCGUGUUAUAAAUGUAUCCCUCAUUCUACAGGGGACGUCGUAAAUCAGGAGCCACCUAAUACCACUUUAUUAUCAGAUAAUGAUGAGGCUACUCUGACUUUAACAAGGUUAUUUACUAUGAAAAUUGUAGGGAAUUCAAAGUGAAUUUGUAAUGAAUUUCAGGUUUAAAGGGAAGCUAUAGUGCCAGGAAAACAAACUUGUUUUCCGGGUACUAUCGCUUCUUCCUGGGUCAAGCCCCCCCCUUCUUCACUGGUGCAGAAGGGGUUAAAAACCCCUUCUGUCACUUGCCUGGCUCUAGGGCCGAUGUCCCUCGGCACUGGCUCGGGCCUGCCUUCUCUCCUCCCCUGCCGACAUCAGCCGGGGAGGAGGCUUAAUGCGCACGCGUUUCCUAUGGGGAUUCUGUUGACGCUGGAUAGCGUGAGGAUGUCCAGCGUCAUGUGACCAAAAGUUGCCUAACAAUCCCGAAGUCCCUUUAAUAAAAAGAACAAAGCUAUAAUUACCUUUACAGGGUUAAGGGUGCUGGGACGCUGCACCCAGACCACUUCAAUGUGCUGAAGAGGUCUGGGUGCCGAUAGCGUCCCUUUAAACCUAAAGUAGGUAGUAAGUAAUUUUUUUCCAGUUCUUCUAUGUUAAACUUAAAAGAACACUAUAGUCACCCAAACUGCCCAAAUACAUUUCUGUGCUUUCAGCUGUAUGACCCAAGAAAUAUAAUAUAGCAUCAUUUAAUUGAAUAGUCAUUUGUAAUACAGUGAUGAUCACUUUGUCAAAGUGUUAUUCCAUUUUAUACAAGAAUGGCUAUCAUUACAUAUUAUGUCUGUAAACAUUUUAAUUUAAAAGUAUGGGCUUCAAUCUAUUUCUUUUUUAAAAUGCACAUUGAAACUCACAUAGUAAUAUUUUAAUUUAUAAACUGUUUUUAAAACUAAAUUGUAGCAAUCACAAAUUGGCAUGGAUAAUUUUUUUCAGCUCGUCUGUUUGGCCAAAAAUGUUCAACUUCCAAGUCUGCUAUUCCCCCAGUUUGACAAUUCUAUCCUGAAAUGAGUUAUUCUUAUGUAUUCCUCAGUAUUGCUUUUGUGUGUCUGUUUGUACAUCCUUUUUUUUAGUAAUUUGCAAAGUGUUUUUGUUUAUGAGGACUACAGCAAUAUAACAGCACAGUGAUGCAAUAAAUGUGCAUAUAUUUUAGCCUGUGUCAAUACAAUCCUUCAGCAUUCUUGCGAAAGAUUUUCCUAGUUCUAGCCAAAAAUAGCUCGUAGAAUUACCUGGAAACAGCCGGUAAAGUCUGGUUCCUUACAAACAAAAUGUACAUUUUUUUGGUGAUAUAAAAGUUCGUAAGGUACAUUCCAUAUCUCUCAAGCAUUUAGGCUUUUUAAUGUGCAAAUGGUUCAAUACUGUUAAAAAAACUUUCCAAAUGAUUUAUCUACAGAUGUCACCAUUAACGUCUAUAGGAAUAUUUGUAGAGAAAUCUAUUUAACUGUAUUUAAUCAUUUGGAAAGCAUAUUAAAUCAAGACCUUAGUCACCUAUAUACUGGAUAUUAGUAGUAUGUAUAUAAAGCCAUAGGCGUGCGCAGCCUAUUGCAUUAGGGUGUGCACCCUAAAGCACAAGCACACGCCGCAUAUAUAUGUAUGUAUAAAUAUAUAUAUGUGUGUGUAUAUAUAUAUAUAUAUAUAUAUAUAUAUAUAUAUAUAUAUACAUACACAUAUAUACACACACAUACACACACUGCUGUGUGUGUGUGUGUGCUGUGUGAGGGUGCUGUUAGUGUGAUGUGUGUGUGACAGUGCUGGUAGUGUGUGUGUGCACGCUUGUGAGGGUGCUGUUAAUGUACUGUGUGUGAGGGUGCUGUUUGUGUGUGAGGGUACUGGUAGUGUGCUGUGUGUGUGUUUAUUAGGGUCCUGUUUGUGUUUGUGAGGGUACUGUUAGUGUGCUGUGUGUGUGUGAGGGUGAGGGUGUUUGUGUGUGCGUGCUUGUGAGGAUGCUGUUAAUGUACUGUGUGUGAGGGUGCUGUUUGUGUGUGUGUGCGCGCUUGUGAGGGUGCUGUUAAUGUACUGUAUGUGAGGGUGCUGUUUGUGUGUGAGGGUACUGGUAGUGUGCUGUGUGUGUGUUUAUUAGGGUCCUGUUUGUGUUUGUGAGGGUACUGUUAGUGUGCUGUGUGUGUGUGAGGGUGCUGUUUGUGUGCUGUGUGUGGGGUGCUGUAUGUGUGUUGGUGCUGUGUAUGUCUGUGGGUGCUGUAUGUGUGUUGGUUCUGUGUAUGUGUGUGGGUGCUGUAUGUGUGUUGGUGCUGUGUAUGUGUGUGGGUGCUGUAUGUGUGUAGGUGCUGUGUAUGUCUCUGGGUGCUGUAUGUGUGUGGGUGCUGUGUAUGUCUGUGGGUGCUGUAUGUGUGUGGGUGCUGUAUGUGUGUGGGUGCUGUAUGUCUGUCUGGGUGCUGUAUGUGUGUGGGUGCUGUAUGUGUGGGUGCUGUGUGUGGGUGCUGUAUGUGUGUGGGUGCUGUGUGGGUGCUGUAUGUGUGUGGGUGCUGUGUGGGUGCUGUCUGGGUGCUGUAUGUGUGUGGGUGCUGUGUGGGUGCUGUAUGUGUGUGGGUGCUGUGUGGGUGCUGUAUGUGUGUGGGUGCUGUAUGUCUGUGGGUGCUGUAUGUCUGUGUGUGCUGUAUGUGUGCUGUAUGUGUGUUGGUGCUGUGUAUGUAUGUGUGUGCUGUAUGUGGGUGGGUGAUUGUGGGGGUGGACAUUACUUGCUAUCCCCCCUCCCUUCUUAACUUUUGUAGGGAGUGGGGAUCGUGCUGCUGAUUCCAUCCCUGGUGGUCCAGUGGAGAGUGAACUCUAGCCCCCUGUGGGGCUAGAGUUCACUCUCGCAAGAUUUGAGCAUUGCCGUGGCAACGCUCAUAUCUCGCGAGAGGAACCCGGCAGAGCUGCCGCCAAUAGCUCCGCCGGUCCUCUCCUGCCUCCCUCCCUGCAUGUGGGGAGGGAGGCUGAGAGCAGAGCCGGCGCUCGGAUAGCGAUCCUGAGAUCUCCCCUGCCGGUCUUCAUGCUUGGCGUGCCACGGGGAUUAGGGUGUGCCCAGGCACACCCAGCACACCCCGUGCGCACGCCUAUGGCAAUAAGUAUAGGAUAACUGAUGUUUAUGAUAAUAUAGAAAGUGAUCCGAACUCACAACAACCAAGAUCAUAGUGUUAUGUAUCAAAAGCUGUUCUGGGGUAAAGUUCUUAAUAUGGAACAGUCAGCAGGAACAUUCUGUAUGUUUGCAUGGUGAUUGCACCUUAUUUAAAAGGCCACAUUAGUCACCAAAGCAACUUUAGCUUAAUGAAACGGUUAUGGUGUAUAGAUCAUGCCUCUAAAGUUUCAGUGCUCAAUUCUCUGCCAUUUAAGAGUUAAAUCACUUUUGUUUUUGUUUAUACAGUGCUAGCCACAGCUUCUCCUGCUGUUUUCACUUUCAAUCAGAUGUAACUUACUUUAAAAGUUUUUAUCUCCUGUUCUGCAAAUUGAACUUUAAUUACAUACAGGAGGCUUCUGCAGGGACUAGGAAGCAGGAGAUAAGAAAUUCUAAUUUAAACAGAAUUUGCAAUAAAGGAAGUGUAAACAUUAGAUGACUCUUUACAGAAAGUGUUUAGGAAAGCUGUGUAAGUCACGUGCAAAGAGGUGUGACUAGGGCUGUAUAAACAAAGUAAUUUUACUCCUAAAUGACAGAGAAUUGAGAAGUGAGACUGCAGGACCAUGAUCUAUAUACCUAAACUGCUUAAUUAAGGUAAAGUUGUUUUGGUGACUAUACCAAAGUUGUUUUGGUAUAGUUAAAGUUUUGCCUCAGAAAUACUCUAUAGACAUAUUGUUUUAUUGUUAUAUCCAAGGUGGUCCAUAAGCGGUCCAUAAUUGUCUUCAUUUGUUCUCUCUUUUUGUCCUCCAGUGCUGCAUCGAUAACUACGAAGAUCUCCUAAAGUUGUUGUUGUCACGUGGAGCUAAUGUUAAUGUCACAGACAAUGAACUGUGGACCCCUCUCCACGCAGCUGCCACAUGUGGUCACACCAAUCUGGUGCGCAUUCUGAUUCAGCAGUAAGUAUAUAAUAAGAAAUAUAUUUAUUUUUAUUUACUAAAGUGAGAAUCCCAAGUGAAUUGAAAAUUUAAGGUCAAAGUAGAAGCAUAGCUGACUUGGAGAAUUUUUCCAGUUGGGCUAUUAUGACUUCAAAUUUGACAUUCAAUGUGAAUUUACUUUGAAUUCUCACUUUUCUGAGCCCUGGCUGACAGGAUUGCUAGUUAGGAAGUUCAUCUUCCAUGUUACCAUGGCAGUUAUAGCCUGAGCCCAUCAACCAUCCUAUUAACACAAUUUGGCCAAGAACUGACAGAUGGCUACCACAGCUUACUAGCACCAUAACUACUACAACAGCAUUUAUGGGUUAUAACACUUAAAAUGCCCCUUUAAAUUGGUGGAUUUAAUAAGCUAAGCAUCAUUAAUGCCAUAAACCCUUACUUGUGACGUAAUUUCUGCUCCAACUGUAAUUUUACUUUCAUUAAUUUUGUUACUGUUAAUACAAUGACAUGCACACCAAACCUAUAUCCUGACAUUGAUUCAUACAAUUGACAUCAUUUAAUAAUAUCUACAAAUGUAGCUUUUUUAUAAGUUAACCUUAUAAACGGCUCUGCCUAUGGGCAAAAUGUACACUGCUACCUUUGACACUGCAUCUGGGGUGGCAUUUUACCACUGAUGGAGUGCCCAAGGAAGGAUUGCACAUUUUGCAGAACCGUUUAAAGAUGGGUUGUUUUCCUGAUGGUUAGCCAGUAAUGUGAUUGUGUGCUACUGUAGUGACUGCUAUCAUUUCUUGAUGCCCGGAUCACUUAAUAUCACUUGAUGAGUGCAGCCUACAACAGCAAGUAUUCAAGAGCAUUAUGAUAUAGUUAGCAUAUUAACACAAUCUCGCUUCUUCAUUGUACGGUUCUCUACAAACUCUGUUUACUUCAGUCGGAGUUGAUAGCAGUUAUGACCAAGCUUUAAUGAAUGAUGAAAUAUUGUCUAAUAUAACCCAUGAGUAAGGACCAUAUGGAGUCAAAAAGGCGUUAUUGUUCUCUAAAGCGUGUCCCUCUGGAUGUGCUCUUUGUCAUUAGAUUAAACAACAUAUUGUUGUUGGAUUGGCUGAAGAAGACUUUCUUUCACCAAAAUAAUAGUCUGUUUUCCUACUUAGUUAAAUUAUGGGACAGGCAUUAGGGCUAGGCCUACAAUAAGGAUGCACUAAGUGGUUAUUUUACACACCAAACCACCAAACUAUGCAAAAGAUAAGGCAUUAUAACAAAAGAUUUUAGAGGCUAGGACCACCAAAAUCCCAAGAACUUGGAGGAUGAAACUAUGUGCCCACACAGCUAAUUAUUUAGAUAUGAUGCAGUACACAUUGCCACAUUGCAGAGCUCAAAAACUUGAUUUCCUGUCUUUCUCUCUCUCUAUCCAGUGGGGCAGAUCUGCUCGCUGUUAACGCCGAUGGUAACAUGGUCUAUGAUCUUUGUGAAGAUGAAGCCACCCUGGAUGUUAUUGAGAACUGCAUGACCUACAAAGGUAAACAUGAGCAGGCAAAUCAAACAUUGAUACAGUAUUUUAUGUAUAAUGAGUAAAAUUUCUGGAGUAAAGUUCUAAAAAUAGGAUAAUCAUCGCGGUGAUCAAUGGAAUCUUCAUGCUUUUUCUUCCCUAGAAUGUUUCUUUAUAAAUAACUCACUUUACUAAUAUUAUUUUUACUAAAGAUGGUGGCAUUGGGUGUAGUCGUGGGCUCUGAAGAGUACAGAAACGUUGUAAUUCUUCUGAUCAAUUUUUUUACAGGUUUCACACAGGAAAUGAUUAAUGAUGCUCGACAGGCCCCAGAACAUGAAAUGCUGGAUGAAGUCAGAGCUCUGAUAACGGCUGCAAAGGAUCUGAACAGGACAGAUAGCCAAGGGGCCACUUUGGUGAGCUUUGUGACUGUGGCAGCAAUGGUUAAUGACAGGCAGUGACCCAUCUACAACCACUGGUAGGCACUGUCACACACCUAAAGCUGUUGGCCUACACAGACAUACAUUGCAUCUAGUGAUCUCAAGAACAUGCACAGUCACACAUUACAACCACCUAAAGACAUUACCCUGCACUGUCACACACUGCACCCACCUAAAACGAUUGCCCUACAUAGUCACAUAUUGCAUCUGGUGAUCUCAAGAACAUGCACAGUCACACAUUACACCCACCUAAAGUCAUUACCCUGCACUGUCACACACUGCUCCCACCUAAAACGAUUGGCCUACAUAGUCACAUCAUAGUGCAUCUGGUGAUUAUCAAGAACAUGCACUGUCACACAUUACGCCCACUUGAAGCUGUUAGCCCACACACUCUACAACUACUAACAAGGGCACGUAAUGUAACACACUCCGCCUGUGACAUUUCCCCACAGCUAAUAUCAAGAAAUAUCAUGUUAACACAUUAUGCUCUGCAUUAAUCAGUGGCAUGCACUGUCAUCCCAUCUACCCAGACACAGUCACAUUCUGGACAUGUUAAACCAAGGUAUAAUCACCAGGCACUAUCACACUCUACAACUACCGAUUAUUGACAGGCACAGACACACACUACAUUAAUAUCAGUAUAUAUAGGAUCACUCAACCUGGUACAAAGUAAUGAGUAUUUGGUGCAAUAUGAAGAAUGCCACCUCCCCCUUGUGGUCAGUAAGACAAAUAGCCAUAGCACAUCAAAAUUGAAAAACAUACAAAAUCACUUUAUUAAUCAAUUCAUCAAUAUAAAAAUACAAAAACGCCAAAGGAAAAUGCAUAUGGUCCAAAAGCAGUUAAAUUGGACCUUUGAAUAGACCAUAAUCAAUGCUCUACAUAAAUGCUACACAAUUACAAUACAAAUGUAAAUAUACAAAUAAUCUGUAUUAAAUAGUGUUACCACAGAACAGUAGUAGUACUAGCCGCCCAAGAGUGUGUAGUACUUCACCUAAAUGCCUUUUAUAUAGGGGUGUAGAGAAGUAUAAUGGCGGUAAACCCAUCAGCCAAUACAAACCAUUAUCCUGAAAUCUAUUCAUAAACAGGGCUAUACAUAGGACACGAGGUCACGCAUUUAGGCUGGAAGAAAGGAGAUUUAAUCUAAGGCAAAGGAAUGGCUUUUUUAAGGAUAUGGAAUUCUCUGCCUGAAGAGGUGGUUUUAUCAGAGUCCAUACAGAUGUUUAAACUGCUAUUGGAUAAAUCUUUGCAAAAACAUAACAUACAGGGAUAUAAUUUCUAAUUAGUGGGGUAAUAGCUGCUUGAUCCAAGGAGAUAUCUGACUGCUAUUUUGGGGUCAAGAAGGAAUUUUUUCCCAGUUUGUUGCAAAAUUAGAAGCACUUCAAACUGGGUUUUUUGGCUUCUUUUGGAUCAACAGCAAAAACAAAUGUGAGGAAGGCUGAACUUGAUGGACGCAAGUUACUUUUUAGCCAUGUACCUAUGUAACACACUACACCUAGAUACUAUUGAUGUCACUGUCACAUACUACACCUAGAUACUAUUGAUGGCACUGUCACAUACUACACCUAGAUACUAUUGAUGGCACUGUCACAUACUACACCUAGAUAGUAUUGAUGGCACUGUCACACACUACACCUAGAUACUAUUGAUGGGCACUGUCACACACUAUACCUAGAUACUAUUGAUGGGCACUGUCACAUACUACACCUAGAUACUAUUGAUGGCACUGUCACAUACUACACCUAGAUACUAUUGAUGGGCACUGUCACACACUAUACCUAGAUACUAUUGAUGGGCACUGUCACAUACUACACCUAGAUACUAUUGAUGGGCACUGUCACAUACUACACCUAGAUACUAUUGAUGGGCACUGUCACACACUAUACCUAGAUACUAUUGAUGGACACUGUCACAUACUACACCUAGAUACUAUUGAUGGGCACUGUCACGCACUAUACCUAGAUACUAUUGAUGGGCACUGUCACAUACUACAUCUAGAUACUAUUGAUGGCACUGUCACAUACUACACCUAGAUACUAUUGAUGGGCACUGUCACACACUAUACCUAGAUACUAUUGAUGGGCACUGUCACAUACUACACCUAGAUACUAUUGAUGGGCACUGUCACAUACUACACCUAGAUACUAUUGAUGGCACUGUCACAUACUACACCUAGAUACUAUUGAUGGCACUGUCACAUACUACACCUAGAUACUAUUGAUGGGCACUGUCACACACUAUACCUAGAUACUAUUGAUGGGCACUGUCACAUACUACACCUAGAUACUAUUGAUGGGCACUGUCACAUACUACACCUAGAUACUAUUGAUGGCACUGUCACAUACUACACCUAGAUACUAUUGAUGGCACUGUCACAUACUACACCUAGAUACUAUUGAUGGACACUGUCACAUACUACACCUAGAUACUAUUGAUGGGCACUGUCACACACUAUACCUAGAUACUAUUGAUGGGCACUGUCACAUACUACACCUAGAUACUAUUGAUGGGCACUGUCACAUACUACACCUAGAUACUAUUGAUGGGCACUGUCACACACUAUACCUAGAUACUAUUGAUGGACACUGUCACAUACUACACUUAGAUACUAUUGAUGGGCACUGUCACACACUAUACCUAGAUACUAUUGAUGGGCACUGUCACAUACUACAACUAGAUACUAUUGAUGGGCACUGUCACAUACUACACCUAGAUACUAUUGAUGGGCACUGUCACACACUAUACCUAGAUACUAUUGAUGGGCACUGUCACAUACUACACCUAGAUACUAUUGAUGGGCACUGUCACACACUAUACCUAGAUACUAUUGAUGGGCACUGUCACAUACUACACUUAGAUACUAUUGAUGGGCACUGUCACAUACUACACCUAGAUACUAUUGAUGGGCACUGUCACAUACUAUACCUAGAUACUAUUGUUGGUAACUGUCACAUACUACACCUAGAUACUAUUGAUGGGCACUGUCACGCACUAUACCUAGAUACUAUUGAUGGACACUGUCACAUACUACACCUAGAUACUAUUGAUGGGCACUGUCACACACUAUACCUAGAUACUAUUGAUGGGCACUGUCACAUACUACACCUAGAUACUAUUGUUGGUAACUGUCACAUACUACACCUAGAUACUAUUGAUGGGCACUGUCACACACUAUACCUAGAUACUAUUGUUGGUAACUGUCACAUACUACACCUAGAUACUGUUGAUGGGCACUGUCACACACUAUACCUAGAUACUAUUGAUGGGCACUGUCACAUACUACACCUAGAUACUAUUGAUGGGCACUGUUACGUACUACACCUAGAUACUAUUGAUGGGCACUGUCACGCACUAUACCUAGAUACUAUUGAUGGACACUGUCACAUACUACACCUAGAUACUAUUGAUGGGCACUGUCACAUACUACACCUAGAUACUAUUGAUGGCACUGUCACAUACUACACCUAGAUACUAUUGAUGGACACUGUCACAUACUACACCUAGAUACUAUUGAUGGGCACUGUCACACACUAUACCUAGAUACUAUUGAUGGGCACUGUCACAUACUACACCUAGAUACUAUUGAUGGGCACUGUCACACACUAUACCUAGAUACUAUUGAUGGACACUGUCACAUACUAUACCUAGAUACUAUUGAUGGGCACUGUCACACACUAUACCUAGAUACUAUUGAUGGACACUGUCACAUACUACACUUAGAUACUAUUGAUGGGCACUGUCACACACUAUACCUAGAUACUAUUGAUGGGCACUGUCACAUACUACAACUAGAUACUAUUGAUGGACACUGUCACAUACUACACCUAGAUACUAUUGAUGGGCACUGUCACAUACUACACCUAGAUACUAUUGAUGGGCACUGUCACACACUAUACCUAGAUACUAUUGAUGGACACUGUCACAUACUACACCUAGAUACUAUUGAUGACACUGUCACGCACUAUACCUAGAUACUAUUGAUGGGCACUGUCACAUACUACACCUAGAUACUAUUGAUGGCACUGUCACAUACUACACCUAGAUACUAUUGAUGGGCACUGUCACACACUAUACCUAGAUACUAUUGAUGGGCACUGUCACAUACUACACCUAGAUACUAUUGAUGGGCACUGUCACAUACUACACCUAGAUACUAUUGAUGGGCACUGUCACAUACUACACCUAGAUACUAUUGAUGGACACUGUCACAUACUACACCUAGAUACUAUUGAUGACACUGUCACGCACUAUACCUAGAUACUAUUGAUGACACUGUCACGCACUAUACCUAGAUACUAUUGAUGGGCACUGUCACAUACUACAUCUAGAUACUAUUGAUGGACACUGUCACAUACUACACCUAGAUACUAUUGAUGGGCACUGUCACAUACUAUACCUAGAUACUAUUGAUGGACACUGUCACAUACUACACCUAGAUACUAUUGAUGGGCACUGUCACACACUAUACCUAGAUACUAUUGAUGGGCACUGUCACAUACUACACCUAGAUACUAUUGAUGGGCACUGUCACAUACUACACCUAGAUACUAUUGAUGGGCACUGUCACACACUAUACCUAGAUACUAUUGAUGGACACUGUCACAUACUACACUUAGAUACUAUUGAUGGGCACUGUCACACACUAUACCUAGAUACUAUUGAUGGGCACUGUCACAUACUACAACUAGAUACUAUUGAUGGACACUGUCACAUACUACACCUAGAUACUAUUGAUGGGCACUGUCACAUACUACACCUAGAUACUAUUGAUGGGCACUGUCACACACUAUACCUAGAUACUAUUGAUGGAUACUAUUGAUGGGCACUGUCACACACUAUACCUAGAUACUAUUGAUGGGCACUGUCACAUACUACACCUAGAUACUAUUGAUGGGCACUGUCACACACUAUACCUAGAUACUAUUUAUGGGCACUGUCACAUACUACACUUAGAUACUAUUGAUGGGCACUGUCACAUACUACACCUAGAUACUAUUGAUGGGCACUGUCACAUACUACACCUAGAUACUAUUGUUGGUAACUGUCACAUACUACACCUAGAUACUAUUGAUGGGCACUGUCACACACUAUACCUAGAUACUAUUGUUGGUAACUGUCACAUACUACACCUAGAUACUGUUGAUGGGCACUGUCACAUACUACACCUAGAUACUAUUGAUGGCACUGUCACAUACUACACCUAGAUACUAUUGAUGGACACUGUCACAUACUACACCUAGAUACUAUUGAUGGGCACUGUCACACACUAUACCUAGAUACUAUUGAUGGGCACUGUCACAUACUACACCUAGAUACUAUUGUUGGUAACUGUCACAUACUACACCUAGAUACUAUUGAUGGGCACUGUCACACACUAUACCUAGAUACUAUUGUUGGUAACUGUCACAUACUACACCUAGAUACUGUUGAUGGGCACUGUCACAUACUACACCUAGAUACUAUUGAUGGCACUGUCACAUACUACACCUAGAUACUAUUGAUGGCACUGUCACAUACUACACCUAGAUACUAUUGAUGGACACUGUCACAUACUACACCUAGAUACUAUUGAUGGGCACUGUCACACACUAUACCUAGAUACUAUUGAUGGGCACUGUCACAUACUACACCUAGAUACUAUUGAUGGGCACUGUCACACACUAUACCUAGACACUAUUGAUGGACACUGUCACAUACUACACUUAGAUACUAUUGAUGGGCACUGUCACACACUAUACCUAGAUACUAUUGAUGGGCACUGUCACAUACUACAACUAGAUACUAUUGAUGGGCACUGUCACAUACUACACCUAGAUACUAUUGAUGGGCACUGUUACGUACUACACCUAAAUACUAUUGAUGGGCACUGUCACGCACUAUACCUAGAUACUAUUGAUGGACACUGUCACAUACUACACCUAGAUACUAUUGAUGGGCACUGUCACAUACUACACCUAGAUACUAUUGAUGGGCACUGUCACAUACUACACCUGGAUACUAUUGAUGGACACUGUCACAUACUACACUUAGAUACUAUUGAUGGGCACUGUCACACACUAUACCUAGAUACUAUUGAUGGGCACUGUCACAUACUACAACUAGAUACUAUUGAUGGACACUGUCACAUACUACACCUAGAUACUAUUGAUGGGCACUGUCACAUACUACACCUAGAUACUAUUGAUGGACACUGUCACAUACUACACCUAGAUACUAUUGAUGACACUGUCACGCACUAUACCUAGAUACUAUUGAUGACACUGUCACGCACUAUACCUAGAUACUAUUGAUGGGCACUGUCACAUACUACAUCUAGAUACUAUUGAUGGACACUGUCACAUACUACACCUAGAUACUAUUGAUGGGCACUGUCACAUACUAUACCUAGAUACUAUUGAUGGACACUGUCACAUACUACACCUAGAUACUAUUGAUGGGCACUGUCACAUACUACACCUAGAUACUAUUGAUGGGCACUGUCACACACUAUAUCUAGAUACUAUUGAUGGGCACUGUCACAUACUAUACCUAGAUACUAACAAUGGGCACUGUCACAUACUACACCUAGAUACUAUUGAUGGACACUGUCACAUACUACACCUAGAUACUAUUGAUGGGCACUGUCACAUACUAUACCUAGAUACUAUUGAUGGGCACUGUCACAUACUACAACUAGAUACUAUUGAUGGGCACUGUCACAUACUACACCUAGAUACUAUUGAUGGGCACUGUUACGUACUACACCUAGAUACUAUUGAUGGGCACUGUCACGCACUAUACCUAGAUACUAUUGAUGGACACUGUCACAUACUACACCUAGAUACUAUUGAUGACACUGUCACGCACUAUACCUAGAUACUAUUGAUGGGCACUGUCACAUACUACAUCUAGAUACUAUUGAUGGCACUGUCACAUACUACACCUAGAUACUAUUGAUGGACACUGUCACAUACUACACCUAGAUACUAUUGAUGGGCACUGUCACAUACUAUACCUAGAUACUAUUGAUGGACACUGUCACAUACUACACCUAGAUACUAUUGAUGGGCACUGUCACAUACUACACCUAGAUACUAUUGAUGGGCACUGUCACACACUAUAUCUAGAUACUAUUGAUGGGCACUGUCACAUACUAUACCUAGAUACUAUUGAUGGGCACUGUCACAUACUACACCUAGAUACUAUUGAUGGACACUGUCACAUACUACACCUAGAUACUAUUGAUGGGCACUGUCACAUACUAUACCUAGAUACUAUUGAUGGGCACUGUCACACACUAUAUCUAGAUACUAUUGAUGGACACUGUCACAUACUACACCUAGAUACUAUUGAUGGGCACUGUCACAUACUAUACCUAGAUACUAUUGAUGGACACUGUCACAUACUACACCUAGAUACUAUUGAUGGGCACUGUCACAUACUAUACCUAGAUACUAUUGAUGGGCACUGUCACACACUAUAUCUAGAUACUAUUGAUGGGCACUGUCACAUACUAUACCUAGAUACUAUUGAUGGGCACUGUCACAUACUACACCUAGAUACUAUUGAUGGGCACUGUCACAUACUACACCUAGAUACUAUUGAUGGGCACUGUCACAUACUAUACCUAGAUACUAUUGAUGGGCACUGUCACACACUAUAUCUAGAUACUAUUGAUGGGCACUGUCACAUACUAUACCUAGAUACUAUUGAUGGACACUGUCACAUACUACACCUAGAUACUAUUGAUGGGCACUGUCACAUACUACACCUAGAUACUAUUGAUGGGCACUGUCACACACUAUAUCUAGAUACUAUUGAUGGGCACUGUCACGCACUAUACCUAGAUACUAUUGAUGGGCACUGUCACAUACUAUACCUAGAUACUAUUGAUGGACACUGUCACAUACUACACCUAGAUACUAUUGAUGGGCACUGUCACAUACUAUACCUAGAUACUAUUGAUGGACACUGUCACAUACUACACCUAGAUACUAUUGAUGGGCACUGUCACAUACUACACCUAGAUACUAUUGAUGGGCACUGUCACACACUAUAUCUAGAUACUAUUGAUGGGCACUGUCACAUACUAUACCUAGAUACUAUUGAUGGACACUGUCACAUACUACACCUAGAUACUAUUAAUGGGCACUGUCACAUACUACACCUAGAUACUAUUGAUGGGCACUAUCACACACUAUAUCUAGAUACUAUUGAUGGGCACUGUCACACACUAUACCUAGAUAGUAUUGAUGGGCACUGUCACAUACUACACCUAGAUACUAUUGAUGGGCACUGUCACACACUAUAUCUAGAUACUAUUGAUGGGCACUGUCACACACUAUACCUAGAUACUAUUGAUGGGCACUGUCACACACUAUACCUAGAUACUAGUGAUGGGCACUGUCACACACUAUACCUAGCUAUUAUUGCUGAGACCUGAGUAUAGCUCAACUGAGCUAACCUAACUAGUAAGCAACAGGACUAGUUGUCUCAUUGACCAGGGGGUUGUAACAAUGUUUAUUUAUAAAAGUUCAAUUGAAAUCUGAAUGCAAAAGAGGACAGUUCCGUAAGUUAAAGUGCUUUAGGUGUGUGGAGUAUCUCUUUAAUAGUUUUUCCUUUUGAUUCUAUUCCUUAGUUGUAUGUAUUUACCAUUAAAAUACACUGUUGGAUUUUGCUAUGUUUCCAUUGUUUUAAUCCAUAACGCACCAUGGAAAGUUAAGCAUGUCCAGCAUGUUUUCAACUGUGUCUUCAGCAUAUUAGGAAUUGGAUUUAUUAAAAUUAUGCAGUUAAACAACAUAGCAGCCAGGUGUUCAUUUUUUGCAUUGCAUUAUUACAGUUUAACAUUAAUUCACUAAAGUAUUUUAUUUAAAAAAAAAAAUUUUUACUUUUCAUUAUUGUUGACAAGACCCUGUUGUACAACUUGAAAUAUUGAAAUAGAAGCAUUUUACAUACAGUUAUUAAGUUAACCAGUAGCUUAACAUAUCCACUUCCUAUACUUAAGUCCUCACUCCUGUGUUAAGUAGUUUAGUGGGUUCAGCCUUUGUGUGCUAUCUCCUUUUGUGUUGGCUGGAGGUGCCUCAGCGCUGUUGUACCAGCAGUAUAGGGGUAGGGAUUGGGUGAAUUAGGUGAGGUUAUUGACUCCAGGGGAAGUAGAGAAGGAAGAGUGAAGAAGGAGAUAACGAGAGAAGCAGAAAGAGAGAAAAAAAGGGGGGAUGGGGGAAUGCAAGUUGUAGUUCCAUCUAUUUACUGCCACCACUGCAUUGUCCCGGUUAACAACAUCAGGUCUGUCUGUCUGUCGGUCAGAGCUUGUGAGUGUCACCUCUCUAGUGUCGUGGUAUGCUCCCUUCCAGUGUCUUGUUGGGGCUGUCGUCUUUCCCUGUGUGUUGCCGGGGGAUUAUGUCUUGAUGUUAGUGCAUUACCUCCCUAUGGGUGAAGUCGGUCCAGGGGUACCAUUUCAGGGCACGUUUGUCGGAGUUACAUUUAAGGUCUGCAGUUAUACUUUCAUACUUUCAAUGGCGUGUAUCUCCUCAUCUUUGGUCACCCAUUGCUGAAAUGUCAGCGCACCCGGGUGCUUCCAGAGGCCAGGGACCAGGAACUUCGCUGCUGUGAGUAAGUGCAUUGUGAGUGAUUUUUUUUUUUUUUUUGUAUGUCGCCACUGUGCUGUCUGUGUGGUGCAGAAGCAUGUGAAGUUGUUGGUGAGGGAGAUCUGCAACCGUGAUUUCGCGUAUUUUUGAAGCAAUGUUAACACUGCCUUUUCUCUGAAAAGUCAGUGUUUACGUUGAAAAGCCUGUAGGGACCAGUACCACUACAUUAAGCUGUAUGUGUGUGUGUCUGCUAGUGAGUGAGCUUGCUUGCAUGCGUGUGCCUGCUAGUGAUUGAGCUUGUGUUUUUAUGUCAAUGAGCUGAUGUAUAUCAGUGAGAUUGUUUGUCUAUGAAGCUGUGUAUCAAUGAGCUUGUGUGUGUCAUUGAGAUGUCAGUGAAAUUGCCUGUGUCUGCAUGUGAGUAUGCUUACUGUAUAAUUAAACGUUUUGCCCUGAAAGGACCAAUAUUUUAUAUUAGAAAAAGCAAUAUAUAUAUAUAUAUAUAUUAUAUAUAUAUAUAUAUAUAUAUAUAUAUAUAUUACUCAAUCAUCUGUCAUGGCAAGAUGUAGCCUUACAUAUUACACGCGACAAUAUAUGGUGCAGUGACUUAUGGGGCUGGCACAAUUUUUUUUUCCAGGGCUGCUUUGUAUCCCCAGUCCGGCCCUGAAGGGGAUUAUGAGUCAGGCUAAGGCGAGGAGAUGUGUGGGAGGUUACUCGAGUAUGAUUGGACACUUUAGCAAUUACUGUAAAUCCCUCCCUUGCUUAGUUCUGCUCCUGAUGCUGUGUGUCGUCCAGUCAUUGGGAUCGCUGUUGGGAUAUUGCUAUAUUAUUUAACCUGCUGGAAACCUUGCCUUAUGGAUUUAUAACUACUUGUUCCGGAGCCUCACUGGGAUCUUAAGCGGAGAUAACUUGUGGAAUACUAGAUCUCCGCUACAGGGUCGUUGUCAAUUGCCUCACGUAUCUAACCGUGCACCACACCCAGAGCGUUGCGUCAAUCAUCGGUUUUCCUGUUCGCAGCUGCACUAGUGUUGUCCCACCAAGCCAUAAUUUCGCUGGUAUAGCGUCUCCCGCAUAUUGGGUCUCCGUGGGGACCCAGAGUUUAGUCGGUAUUCGGACAUGCCAAUCUAUGAUUCGUUGCAAGUGUACUGCUUGGUAGUACAUGUUUACAGAGGGGAGGCCUGAGUGUUUCGGGUGCAUCAACUGAGUUUGGCGUAUUCGAGUAGCUCUACCAUUCCACACAAAGUUCCGGACUGCAGUUGUUAUUAAUUGGAAAAAGGCCCAAGGAAUUACCACUGGUAAGGCCUGGAAGAAAUAGAAGAGUCACGGUACGUUAUUCAUCUUGACCACAUUAAUGCAGCCAAACCAUGAAAUGUAUAGGCCCAUCCAUCUCUGCAGGUCGGUUUUCUGCAUGUUCAGGAUGGAGAGGAAGUUCACAGAAUAUGUUUGUGUCAAAUCUUUAGGUAGCUAUGUGCCCAAGUAACUGAUCAUGGAAUUCGUUACUUGGGCACUUAGCUACCUAAAGACUUGACGCAAAGAAGCAAAAAUUGAAUUGUGUUCGCAGAUGAUCUUCCACGUUCCGUGGGAGAGUGAUGAUGGCCAGGGCUUCCGACUUAUCUAAGUUCAGUUUCAGGUUAGACAUCUGACCGUACCAUUCAAAGAGUUUUAGGAGGUUGUGGAGCAAGACCAGUGGGUUCUCCAGAAAGAACAGCAUAUCAUCGGCAUAAGCCGCUACCCAGUGCUUCCCCCGUCCGGCACGGAGCCCGGUGAUUGCCCCGCCCUGUCUGGCCGCCUCCAAAAAUGGUUCUAGAGAGAGGGCAAACAGGAGGGGGCACAGGGGGCAGCCCUGGCAAGUGCCAUUUUGUAUGGGGAAUGGUGCUGCGAGGACUCAGUUUACCCUUACUCUUGCCGUUGGUGUCGUAUAUUGCGAGGCCACUCACAUUCGAAAGUGGGGGCCAAUGCCCAUGUGUUGCAGCAUUGCAGCAAGGUAUGUCCAGUCUACCCAGUUGGAGGCUUUUUCUGAGUAGCAUUUCCCUCCCUGUGGACCAGAUAGACUGGAUUAUAUUAAGGCCUCUGAUCGUGUUGUCUCUCGCUUCUCUACUUGGAACGAACCCGAUCUGGUCCGAGUGAACCAGGCACGGGAUCGCCCUGGACAACUGCAUUGCAAUGGCUUUUGCAAAUAAUUUGAGGUCUGCGUUCAGGAGGGAUAUGGGCCGAUAGCUUGAGAAUGUCAUUGUGUCCUUUCCCUCUUUGGGAAGAACAGUCACUAUCGCUGCCAGCGUGUCUGUGGGGAAUCACCCGUCCGAUCGGAGGGAGUUUAGUCCUUGCACUUAUCUUGAGAGUAGAACUUCCUGGAAAAUGCAAAGAGGCUACGACAGCGGGACAGCGGGUGCUUUGGAGUUCUUAAGGGCCACGCGAAGUUCCUCGAGGGUCAGGGGUUGCUCAACCUCCACAGCCUCCGCUAGUGUGAGCUUAUGGGUGACGCUAGGGGAUAGGGGCACUGUAGGGUCCUGCAGUGCCAGGAAAACGGAUAUGUUUUCCUGGCACUGGAGAGUCCCUUUAAGAUUUGACCAGGUCAGUGAUUUGUUAUGUCUUUCUUUCGCUGAUAUAUAGUAGCCCCUUAUUGCACAUUUGUGCGCUUCCCAUACCAUCGGGUGUUGGGUGACUUGCAAUGCGUUUGGGGGGGUAGAGGUAGAAGGGUAUAGUCUGGUUAGUGGUGGGGCAGAGGGGUAGACACAAUGUGAUUCAGUAGUGACAGGGAAUUAUGUACAAUCUCGUAAGCAACUUCGACCUCGAUCAGGGUAUAUCUUCCGACAGAGUAUGGGUGAAAGGAGGCCCAAUACUUCUUCGGGACCCGAUCUUAUGUUCACCGCGAGUCCGUUGCAUGGGGCGUCAUGUAGCCCCGUGGUGUGAGUGUUAAUUUCCAACCAUCAGCGCCCCCGAGGCACCCAGCCCACGCAGUUGAAAUGCGUUUGUCCGCAUUCGUUUUCAGUGCCUGAGGAUGUGGAGCUACUUGGCGGCACUACCUGUGGUGCUAUCUGUUGAAUCUAACGUAUUUAUCACAUAAAGGAAUUGAGUUAUGAACAGAUAUAUAUGCUUGUUUUUGCAUGAUCUUGUCCAUCUGACUUCUGUUGUGAACUUGUGAUCUGAUUGACUAUGUUGAACCAUUGUGUAACUAGCUGUUUUGGUUUUAGUGCAGAUCAUCAGUAGACACCCUUCCAUCCUCCAGUUGUUGUGGACUUCAUAUCCCAUAGUGCUCUCACACAUAAUGCUGGCACGCAUUAGGGAAGAUGCAGUCCACAACAUCUGGAAUGCCAAAGGUUGCCUACCUCUUGUGUAGAUGAUGUUCUCUUAUUCAUCCAUUGUUCCCAGGUAUGUAGCCCCUCUCAUUGCGUCUGCUGUUGUCGUGCCAGUCAAGCAGGUCCAGUUUCUCACUUUGUGUCCAGAAAUGGUUUGUAGCCUACGUGUGUCCGCUUGCCCUGGUUCCCUAGCAUCUGAUGUGGACCUUACUUGGUUCCUUUUACUCUGAUAUUAAUAAAGUGACAUUACCACUGCCCUAUUGUAUUUCCAGCUCCAUAUAGCUGCAUCUCGGGGGUAUGCUGAAGUGGCAGAAACCCUGCUUGAAAAUGGGGCACAGGUUGAUGUGAAAGAUUCAGACAGCUGGGAACCUCUACACGCUGCAGCCUUUUGGGGACAGGUAAGAGGUGCAUCUGCUCAAUUUGCCGCAUUCCAGGGUAGGCAACCUUCGGCACUCCUGAUGUUGUGGACUACAUCUUCCAUAAUGCUUCUACAGCUAUAAUGCUGGCAAAGCAUCAGCGAAGAUGUAGUCCACAACAUCUAGAAGUGUUGAAGGUUCCCUUCCACUCCUGAUUAGACGAUACGGUUUAUUUAAAAAAAAAAAAUAAUUUAAUAUUUUUACAGGUAGUAGAGCCUAGCUUGUGUGACAUUAAUAAAUGCGUCUUUUAUUGUCUAUUAUAGAUUUAUGUGGCAGAGAUCCUGGUGUCUCACGGUGCCAGUCUGAGCAGCAAAACUUCCCUGGAGGAAACUCCACUAGGUGAGUCCUCUAUUUUGUUUAUUUUGUAAUAUAAUUUUACAACAAUGAGCAUUCAUGAUGUACAUUCAAACCACAUAUUUCUCUUAUAUCAGCUUUCUUCAUUCACUUCAACCUCUCUCCAGUUACUGACAUUUUUAUAUUAUUAAUUAUUUGCUGAGACAAUCAUCAUCCUCUAAACACUGGCAGUUAUGUUGUUUUCUAUAUCAUGCUGUGGGAAUGAGACUUUUUUAUGUAGGAGUGUAAGCUCUUAGUACUAUGCUGUACAGUGCACCUCAUUGUUCUGUUCCUUGUUUCUCUCUUUCUGCACCUGCCUGAUUCUAAUAAGAUCUCUGUGAAGAUGAGGAGCUCCGCUCUCUGCUCCUGGAACUGAAGCACAAACAUGACCUCAUUAUGAAGUCCCAGCAGAAAAACAAGUCUUCUUUGAGUCGGAGGAGCUCUAGCACUGGGAGUCAUGGGUAAGUAAUAAAGUCACAUUAGAUUGCAUUGAUGGCAUUACAUGUAAAUGAGAUCAAGAACAGGUUCAUGUCAUUGACACCGGCAUACAGAUGCAGAUAUAUGGCCUGUACUGCUUCCAAAUCAGCUUCUAAGCUUUACAUACAAUUAAAUUAAUAGAAUCGAUGUAACCAUUAUUUAUUUUAGCUUGGUAGGACAUGUUUUAUGUGUUCUUCCUUUAUUUUAUUUUAAUUCACUUUAAGGCCUAGUAGCUAGUGCUUGUUAAAGUACAACUUGGAACAAAAAACAAACAAACAGUGGACAUGGAGACAGAGGUGUCUCUCUGUCAUUCAUUGAACCUUUAUUUGUUUCUUGACUUUUAACACUACCUAUGCAGUCUCUUUCUAUCUCUCAUGCCACCUGCCCAGUAUUUUACCAGCAUAGGCAUUAUUUGAGGCUGUCUGUCCGGUUCUGGUAUUGCAAAAAUACCGGCUAUGUAAUGGCCGGUAUUUUUCUCUGACCAGACUCUGGGAGUGUGGUAAGAGAAGUGAAGCCAGAAUAUCCACCUCUAGGUAAACACAUAUGCAAACAAUGAUGUAGACACAUAGUGACACGCACUGCCCCACACAUUCAUACACAGUACGCACACACUGUUAUACAUACACUUAGACAAAGUGUACAAAAAUGACAGACACACACUUGGACAAUGACACACACUCAUUCUGACAGUAUACAUACAUACACACACGCGCAGUCAGACACAUUGUAAGUAGCUUAUUAGUGAUUUAAGGUAUUUUCCGUUUCCAAAUGUGUUUUUAUUCUCUUGUGCCACUCCCAGAGAUGUUAUGCAUCAUCAGGUGAUGUUUUGUCUUGUGAUGGCACGCAUAUAUAUCUAAUUAUGCAAAUUAGCAUGGCUGGUAUUUUUUUCCCAAAAAGGUGGCAACCCUACUAAUGUUAUCUUUAACAUUCUAUUUUAUCUCUUCCUCUCACAGGAAGGUUGUACGUCGUGCCAGUUUGUCUGAGCGAACAAACCUUUAUAGGCGGGAAUAUGAAAAGGAGGCUGUGGUGUGGCAGUGUCUGGUUUCUGCAGAAGAUCCUGAUGGUACCCAAGAGGAGGAGGAGAGCAGCCCAGAUUUACAGAGAGUAAGUGGUACCAAAUUACAUCACUGGCUGACAUUAACUACAGGCUUGACUUUUUUGCUGGAGCAGAAAACCAUUGUACUCUGUGUCUGUAAAAACAUGGGGGGUUAUGUAUAAAAUGUGUCCAUUCUGAAAAGUGGUGUAAACAUGGAAAAUGAAUGGAAUCACCAGUACCUCACUUUUAGUGCUAUAGAACACUUUUCAGAACAUGUCUCAUUUUAUACAUAUUCCCCCAAUGAUUGUGUUCUGGAAACUCUUUAAAAACUCAGUACCAAACUCAGGCUUCAUCAGCCUAAAGACAGUAGAGCCAUCUAGUGGUGAAAGUGUGCAAGUCACUGGCAACCACUGCAAGCUUAUGUAUAUAUAUAUACAUAUAUUAGUAUUAUUAUUGUUAUUCAUAAAACACCACCAAAAUAAAUGGACUCACAAACAAGGAUCAGCAAAAAAGAUCAGCCAAACAAAUGAGUCAAAAAGGAACUUGAAGGUUGUGAGUACUCUAAAAUAAGCUUACAGUUUACCACAAUAAAACCACUCAUAGGUUAACUUUUUAUGCUGAGGUAGAUUAAAAAAUUGUACCCCCCAAGCAUCAAGACAGAAUUGCUCUAAAAUGUGAAUAUUAAAAAUUAUCUGUUCAUUUCACAGCUGGCCAUAUCAGUCAUCAAUCACAUGCUUCUGAUUUUUGUUGUUUCACAUAUUGUCUGUAUAGAAAGUUUAGUGAAGAGACUAUUAAACUCUGUAGUGAAUCCAAUUUUUAAUAGUAAAACAAACAUUCCUCUUCAAACAUAUACACUAAUCAGUCACAACAUUAAAACCACUGACAGGUGAAGUGAUUAACAUUGAUUGUAUUGUUACAAUGGCACCGGUCAAGGAGUGAACUGUCCGUUCUUGAAUUUCAUUUGUUGGAAGCAGAAAAAAUGAGCAAACGAAAUGAUCUGAAGGAAAGUGUUGUGGGUUGUUCUUGGUAUGCAGUGGUUAAUACAUACCAUAAGGGAUGCAAGGAAGGACAACGACAUCAGGGUCAUGGGCACCCAAGGCUCAUUGAUGCACAGAAGAGCUACUGUAGUUGAUAUUGCUGAAAACAUAAUGAUCACCAUAAUAGAAAGGUGUCAGAACGCAUAGUGCACUGCAGUUUGCUGAAUAUCAGGCUUUGCCGCAGCCCGGUCAUAGUACCCAUGUGCCAAAAGCUCCUUCAGGGGACUUGAGCAUCAGAACUGGACCAUGGACCAAUUGAAGAAGGUUGCCUGAUCUGAUGAAUCACAUUUUCAUUUAGGUCCAGUAGAUGGCCUGUGAUCUGUGUGUUGUUUAUCUGGAAAGAGAUGGCAACAGAAUGCAUUAUGGGAAGAAGGCAGGCCAGUGGAGGCAGUCUAAUGCUCUGGGCAAUGUUCUGCUUGGAAACCUUGGGCCCUGGCAUUCAUUCUGAUUUUACUUUGACAUGUACCACCUACCUAGAGAGUUUUGAAGACCACAUACACACCUUCAUGGCAAUGGUGUUCACUGAUGGCAGUGGCCUCUUUCAGCAGGAUAAUGCACCCUGCCACACGGCAGAAAUCAUACAGGAAUGGUUUGAGGAACAUGACAAAGAGUUCAAGGUGUUGCCUUAGCCUUCUCCAGAUCUCAAUCCAAUUGAGCAUCUGUGGGAUUUGAUGAAACAACAAAUCCGACCAAUGGAGGCCCCACAUCACGACUUGCAGGACUUAAAGGUUCUGCUGUUAAUGCCUUGGUGUCAGAUACCACAGGACACAUUUAGAGGUCUAGUGGAGUCCAUGCCUUGACGCAUCCGAGCGGUUUUGUCAGCUUGAGGGUGAACUCCACGAUAUUAGGCAGGUGGUUUUAAUGUUGUAACUGAUUAGUGUACAUUGUGUAUUUUCUGCUUUGCCCAGUGCUGCAUAAAAAGAUCUGAUUAAUUUCAGCUGGGAGCAAUUUCUUACAUCUGUCCUUCCUUAUACUGGGUUUUCAUAUUUGCUUUCAUGACUAACCAGCCUAGAUAUGUAUAGCCUAUGGCUGUAUUCUUUAUUUUCGUUCAGAAUUAAAUGAUCUAUAUUAGUCAUGACACUAUCGUGCAAUUCACUGUCCAAAUGGCAUACGUGUUUUGUGACUUGUAAAGUCCAACACAUUGAGCAGUGUAGUAUAGCCUCAUAACACGUUACAUAAGAUUACUGAAUGUAAAAUCCAAAUACUUCAGACUUAUACGAGGUCUAUCCGUAAAGUAUCCAUGUGUGUAGUAUGAAAAAUAGAGACAUUUAUUGAAGAAAAUACUAGAAACAUUCGACAUAGGACAAUAACGCUUCACUCACCUUUAACCCCUUAUGGACAGAGGCAGUUAUACAAGUUUAGAUCAAAACAAAAUGUAAACAAAACCUGGAAUUUGUGCUACAUGUUGUUCAACCAUAAUUCACCUCUUUCAUAUUAAAGGGACACUAUAGUCACCAGAACAACUACAGCUUAAUGUAGUUGUUCUGGUGAGUAUAAUCAUUGCCUUCAGGCAUUUUCAUGCAAACACCGCCUUUUCAGAGGAAAGGCAGUGUUUACAUUGCCCUUAGGGACACCUCCAAGUGGCCACUCCUCAGAUAGCCACUGGAGAUGCUUCCUGGGGCAGUGCUGCAAAGUAGGCAGCAGUGCUAUUCAGCGUCUCCACGCUCUGCAUGAGGACGCUGAUUCAAUGCAUCUCUAUGAAGAAGUGCUGAUUGACCAAAACAGUGUUUGGCCCCGCCCCCAUCCCACCUCCUUGCUGAUUUUAGCCAAUCCAAUGCUUUUCCUAUGGGAUGUCAUCAAGGAGGCGGAUCGGGGGCAGGGCCACCCCCCGGCGGACCCGCGUAGUGCUGGAAAUAAGGUGAGUUUUAAUUCCUUUUAAGGGGGCUGGGGAGGGGGGGGUGAGCCACCUAAAUGGUGGGUUUAACACUAUAGGGUCAGGAAUGCAUGUUUGUGUUCCUGACCCUAUAGUUUUCCUUUAAGUGCACCCACACUACUUAUAUAUCAUUUUGUUCAGGAGAAACAGGACUUUCGUUUCACAUCAAAUAUUUAUAUAUUAAACAUACAAACUUGAGAAAUUUAAAUUAUUAUUUUUUUAUUUUUUUUAGUUCUGCAUGACAUUUUAACUGUUCAUGUCAUUAUACUGUUAUCUGUUACCAAAAUAGAGUACACAUAUUUGUAUUCAGUGAUGUCUUCCGAGUACAAAAGUACCCCCAAUGUACAGGUUUUAUGGUGUUUUGGAAAGUUACAGGGUCAAAUAUAGCACGUUACAUAUUUCAGUUUAUGCACCUUGAAAUUUGCCAGACUGGUCAUGUUGCCUUUCAGACCGUAUGGUAGCCCAGUAAUGAAAAUUACCUCGAUGAUAGCAUACCAUUUGCAAAAGUAGACAACCCGAGAUAUUACAAAUGGGGUAUGCCCAGUCUUUUUUAGUUGCCACUUAGUCACAAACACUGGCCAAAGUUAGUGUUCAUAUUUGUUUGUGUGUGAAAAAUGCAAAAAGCUAAUUUGAAUGCUAAUUUUGGCCAGUGUUUGUGACUAAGUGGCUACUAAAAAAGACUGGACAUACCCCAUUUGCAAUACCUUGUCUACUUUUGCAAAUAGUAUGCCAUUCCUGGGCUACUAUACGCUCUCAAAUGCAACAUAAACAAUUUGGCAAAUUUCAAUGUGAAAAAAAGGAAAUGCAAGCCUUAUAUUUGACUCUGUAACUUUUGAAAACACCAAAAAACCUGUACAUGGUACAUGGUUAUACUCGGGAGACUUCGCUGAACACGAAUAUUAGUCUUUCAAAACAUAUCACAGCAAUUAUAUCGUCAGUGAAAGUACCGUUUGUGUGUAAAAACAUGCAAAAAAAACGCACUUUCACUGACGAUAUCAUCGUUGUAUGUUUUACUGUUUUGAAACACUAAUAUUUGUGUUCAGUGAAGUCUCUCGAGUAAAAGAGUACCCCCAUGUACAGGUUUUAUAGUGUCCUGGAAAGUUACAGGGUUCAAUAUAGGGCUUGCGAACCAAAUUCUCUGGACUCUGUGCCUGAGUUGUCAGGCACGUCCCUCAUAAUGUAAUUAAUGAAAUUACUUAAUUAUGUAAAAAUAUUAUUUUAAUAUUUGCAUUAUUUUUUUUAAAAUGUUUUUUUGUCCCCCCUCCUUGGCCAGGCAACAAGCAGGGAGGGGGACAAAAAAUGUUUUUUUUUUAAAAAUAAUGCAAAUAUUACAAUAAUAAUAAUAUAAUAAUAAAAUAAUGUUAUUAUUUUAAUAUAUUAUUUUAAUAAUAUUAUUAAAAUAAAAUAAUAUUAAAAUAAUAAUAUCGAAUCCCUGGUGGUGCAGUGGCAUUGGCAGUUCAGUGGGGGGGCUGGCAGUGAGCUCUUACUUACCUUCCUGCAGCUCCUGUCAGCUCCCUCCUCCUCCGUGCAGCUCCUCGGUCAGCUCCGUUCUGUUUGCAGUGUAAGUCUCGCGAGACCUGCGGCUCUCGCGAGACUUACACUGUGAGCAGAACGGAGCUGACCGAGGAGCUGCACGGAGGAGGAGGGAGCUGACAGGAGCUGCAGGAAGGUAAGUAAGAGCUCACUGCCAGCCCCCAACAGGACCGCCGGGCUUGUAAUGAGCCCGGCGGUCCUGGUCUGUAUUAUGGCAAUGUAAGUUGCCAUAAUACAGACUGACUCGAGUAUAAGCCGAGUGGUGGUUUUUCAGCACAAAUAUAUACUCGAGUAUAUACGGUAUAUAUAGAUAGAUAGAUACAUAGAUAAGUUUAUAACAUCAUUCUAAAUGUAUUUUUAUAUAUUAAUAUUAAAAUACAGUUAGAACAAAUUUAAACAGGUAUAUAAUUUUAUUUUAAAAAUGUAAUUUAUUGUUUCUUUUUUAAUUUAUUUAUUUAUUGAUCAUUUUUAUUUUACAUAAACAUAAUUAUAUAUAUAAUUAACAUCAUUCUAAGUGUAUUUUCAUAUUAAUAUAUAUAUAUAAUUAUUAUAGGAGUUAUGUAUACAAAGUCAUCUUUUCAGAACAUGACUCAUUUUAUAAAUUUUAUACAUAUUCCCCAAUUAUUGUGUUCUAUUACAAUAUAAUUAUAUAUAUUAAUAUUAAAAUACACUUGAUCUAAGUACUUUUUAUUUAAUUUAAAAACUGUUUUAUAACUUUUAUUAACUUUUUAAAACUUUUGUACGGGCUCUAGGGGGACAGCCUGAGAGCUCAGGCUGUCCCCCUGCAGGCACUGCAUAAGCCAGCUAUUCCGUGGGAUCAUCGGGGAUCCAGUAACUGAACGUAGACCACCCCCUGGCUCAUUAUCUUCAAAGUAACCACAAAGUUAAGUGCUCUCUCUUGUGAUCGCGUUCAUAUAACCGAAAGACACAUGCAGCGGUACUUGGUCGUUGAGCAUCUGUAACUCCAGGCUGGAUACGAGACCUCCCGAACACCAGUAACUUUGUACCACCGCCUGCUUCUGUUCCCGACAAGCCAGGAGAGUGCUGUUCGGUGGAAAGGUACGCGCAAUGAGACGAACAAUCGCUACAUAUGAGCCAGGGGAACCGUUCGGUAUUUUGUUCAUUUUAGAACUCCCGAAAGUGGAAGUAUCCAUGCUUUGACUGGGAUCUGAGAGCUAUUUGGACACUUUGGGUACUUAGGUCCAGGCGAUCCAGGGAUAUAAGACUUGUGGGGGUUCCUAUUAAUAUUGUGUAUGUUUCGGGGGCUUUUAUGUUUUAUUUUCUGUACCUCUAGUGCCUGGGAGAUAAUUAGUUGAAACAAAGUACACUCACUUAUCUCCCACACACAGAGGUGUGUUUUACCCAUGUUUCUACUGGAGACCCCAUGCUGGGGGUCUGUGUAUAAAAGUGGGCCAUCUAGACAUAAUAAAACAUUCCUGUUGUUCAUGAAGUUUCGACUGAUGUUUGGGUAUGUGAACGACAAAGCGAUUUAUUUCUCACAACCUGAUUGGAUUUUCGGGAGAGUACGAAUGAACGUACUAUACGAAUGGGCUAUAAUUCACAUGACCUUAUGAGUUCGGGAGAGUGCGAACGAACAUACUAUACGAAGUAGAAGGGUUCGUUACAGUAAGAUAAAAUAAAAAAUAAAUAAAAUAAGGAAUUUGUCACAGGUUCAUUCACUCAACACAAAGUUGUAGUGAAGACUAUCCGUUUUCACGUGUAAUAAUUGCACUGCAAAUUUCAUCCAAACAUGUAUUCACCAACUUCCUAAACUCUCUUAACAAAGGGGUAGAAAAGAUAAAUAAUGUCUAACAUAUUUAGGUUGUUAACAUAUACCCCUGUUUGGUAUCCCCUGUGACCAAUAAUUAUUUGGUGAAACCUUAUUGCAAGACAAUGCAUUAUUCCAUAAUGACAAGUUUCGUAAUGUUUCCUCAAUUACACAAUCAUUCAUCGUUUUUUAUUGUUAUACAUAUCUGUGCAGUAAUAGUUAAUUGUUAGCAGAGGUUAGAGUAUAUACAGGGUUAACAUGAGUACCAGAUGCUCAUUGAACAGUAAUUCAUGUUAUGCUAUUGCACAUUAGAAUGAUUAGGAAUGUAGAUAAUUCUAUAUGCACAGAAGAUAACAAGGAGAAACCUAUAGCAAAACAUGUCAUUAAGGUUUGUCAUCUUAGGAAUUCAGACGGUUUAAGAAGAAUUUACUGUAGGUAAAAACAGAUGGAGGAAUUGCUCCAAGCUACAACAUCAUUGCGUUGAGGCGAAAGUCAGGGGCUGCUAGUGUACACACUGUGGUUGUUUUCCUAUAGUGCUCUGUAUUUUUUUUACAAUUAUGCAUCGAUGUGUUUUAACCACUUCAGAACCAGAGUUACGCAAAUCUGUUGCUAAUGUGACUUUAUCUUCAGCAUAUUUCAAUUCCAUUUUGUUCUUAUUGCAGACAUUAAAAAUAAUACAUUUUAAGUUGCUUUGAGAAGCAGCAGCAAAAAGGAUUUGAUCACUGUGUGUGCGCCCAAUGUAAGAUGGCUGUUGUCUAUAUUAUUAUUAUUUGAUUAUUUAUAUAGCGCCAGCAAAUUCCGUGGCGCUGUACAAUGGGUGGACUAACACAUGUAAUUGUAAUCAGACAAAUGGACGCACAGGAACAGAGGGGUUGAUGGCUAUGCUCAAUGAGUUUACAUGCUAAGGAAGUGGGGUAUAGUGACCAGGGCCGCCAUCAGAAAUUCUGGGGCCCUAACACAGCUCAAGGUCUGGGUCCCCGGAUGCCCGCCUCCAAGUCCGGCCACAGGAAUACACACACACAGACACAAACGGACACAGACACACACAGAAAGAUACACACAUACUAACAGAUACAAAUACUGGAACAGACAUACACACAUACAGGCAUACUGACACACACAUACUGAGACACACACACACAUAUACAGACACACACACAUGCAUAAGGAGAUACAGAUACACACAUACACACAUAUAUACAUGCAGACAUACAUACUGACAUGCAAACUGACAGACAUACAUACAUACAGACAUACAUACUGACACACACAUACAUACUGAUAUAUACAUACAUACUGACAUAUACACACACAUACAUACUGAUAUAUACAUACAUACAUACCGACAUACAGACACACAUACAUACUGGCAUACAUACAUACAUACAUGUACAUACAUAUACACACACAUACAUACAUACAAACACAUACUUACAUACACACACACACACACACACAUAUACAUACACACACACACAUACAUACAUACAUAUACAUAUACACACACCUCAUUUUCCAGCCACCCCCCUCUUCCUUACCUUUUCGUUGCAGGAGGGUGGCUGGGGAUGAUGUGAGUCGGCUGCCUCUCCUCUCGGCCUUCAGGCUGCUUUCUAAUUCCCACGCGGAGUAAGCUGGGAGGAAGUGACCGUCUGGCCGUCACUUCCUCCCAGCAGAACUUGUGUUGCGGCCGCUUUUUUUUUUUUUUUUUUAAAGGGGCCCGGUCGCGCUAUUACAGCGCUGACUGGGCCCCUGAAGAUAAUAGGGCCCAUUGGGUGGCCCUAAAUGCUUGGGCCACCUGUUGGGCCCCAUUAGUGUGUGGGCCCUGGUGCAGAUGCACCGGCAGCAGUUCCGCCGCUCCACGUGAGGCCCAUGACAACCGUCAUGGUUGUUGCCCCCUGAUGGUGGCCCUGAUAGUGACACAAAGGGCUAAGUAGGGGUAAUGUAGGGGGUAAGUAGGGGUAUAAGUAGGGGUAAUGAAAUAGGUUGCUAGAAAAGUAAUCACUAAGAACUUAGUAGGUUAUUUUUGACAGUUGCAGGAGAGGAGUCAUGGGGGCUGGGGGGAUGAAAACCCGCUAACAGUUUAGACGAUAUGCUUUCCUGAUGAAGUUUGAUUUCAAAGAUGUUUUUGAAGGUGUGGAGACUGGGUGAAAGUCUAACGGAGAAGGGAAAGGAGUUCCACAGACAAGGUGCAGCCGUGGAAAAGUCUUGGAGGCAAGCAUCAGAUGUGGGAGUACGGACAGAGGAUAGGCGUAGGUCUUCGGCAGAGUGCAGGGGCCUCGACGGGACAUAUUUGUGUAUUAGGGAGGAUAAGUAGGUUGGGGCAGCAAUUGAGCCCUAUAUCUAACUGGAAGCCAAUAUAGGGACUGACAGAGGGGGGGGAAGCGUGGGUGGUGCGGGCGGACAGGAAAAUGAGCCUUGCCACCGCGUUCAUUAUAAAUUGCAGCGGUGCAAUCUGGGAACACGUAAGACCAUUGAGAAGGGGAUUGCAGUAAUCAGAAAUAGAACAACGGCAUGGACCAGCACCAUAGCUGCAUCUGGUGUUAAAUAACGGCGGAUACGAGCCAUAUUUUUGAGAUGGAAGCGACAGGAUUUGGCAAUCAACUGGACAUGAGGGGUGAAGGAGAGGUCGGAGUCAAAGAGACCACCUAGGCUGUGAGCCUGCGAGGUAGAGGUGAUGGUGGCUCCCUUGACUUGGGGGGAGGGAGACACGGGAGUAGCAGUACUUGAGGGAGGAAAGACCAGAAGUUCUGUUUUUGACAGGUUGAGUUUAAGGAAGUAAGCAGCAAUCCAGUUGGAAAUCGAGGAGAGGCAGUCAGCCAUCUUAUCAGUUUUGAAACAUUAUUUUUUGGAACACAUGUGGACAUCAACACUGUCUUUGAUUUAAGGGCACUUUUGUGACUUUCUGCAUUAUCAUGCAUUUAACAAAAGCCAUUUGCAAAAAAUACUUAAAUUAUAAGCCCAUCUGCCAUUUUGCUUCAUAACAUCACAAUAGAUAGGUAUAACUUCCAGUGCUUGAAUGAAUACUUGCAUGAUGUGUGCGCCAUACAUGUGCCUUAUGUAUGCCUUCUUCCAUAGUGGUGUCAUGAAUAUCUUUUCAUGAAUGAAACUACUGUAUCCCUCAAACAAUUGCUGUUCGGUUAAAAACCACAAAUGGCCAAAACUGGUUCAGAAGUUUCUAGAAUUUCCUGAUCUGGGAAAGGUUAGUGCUAGAGAUGCAAUUCUUGUAGACAUGCAGCAAUUGCAAGAACUUCUACGGUGAAGAAGUAUUUUUUUUAUUUACAUUUUUCACUUUUUAUAUGAUUUUAAAUAGUGGGGAGUCCAUUCCAAUCGUGUGUAUCUUUUUUUAAAACGCCAUUUAAGCAUAUUCCACUUCUGAUAUAAUAUUACUUGUUUGAGCCUAAUGUAUCCAUACGAUAAUAAGUGCGUCUUCCAUGUAUGCAUCUUUCACUACAGCAGUGUUGUGAUUAGUCGCCACACAGUGGCAGGAAAUGAAAGACCUGAUUGGUGUGCAGAUGCAGUGCUCAAAUGUGAGCGUGUCCAGAACAUCUCCUGCACUGUGACAUACUGAUAAUAUUCUCUCUUUUUUUUUUUCCACAGAGAGAACCAAUGGACGUUCAGCCUUCAUUAGGUCUGCAGGACAACUUUUCAGAACCUCAGUAUCGGAAUGGUUACUGCUCCCCUAUUCCUUCCUUCUAUUGCCCUCCGACCAUCAGUGAUUCAAGCCUACCCACUCCAGUAAUCAAUGGUAACUCCAACCACUCCCUGCCAUCUUAUAACUCAGGAUCUCUGUGGAACAGCAUCUUGGACCAAACGCCCAUCACCCUCUCUGAGCUAAAACGGCAGAGAUCAGCAGCCAAACAAGGGAGAUACUCACAGAGGAUUAACGGAGACUUACAAAGAGCAGGGUCCCUAGACUAUUCCAGCGAACCUGGGACCCCAACUUGGUGUUUUAAUGGAACACCUAUCUAUUAUACACCAAGCAGUGGGGACCCCCCCAUCCUGAGGCUAAAAUCUCCCAUGGAAGAGGAUGAAGAAGACGAGGGAAAAUUACUUCGAUGCUGUCGGAUGUCCUAAAACGUGAUCAGAAUAUAUACCAGCACUUUAAAGGGAAACUAGCCAAUAUUCAAAUCGCUCCCAUUUUCAAAGAGCUUUUUCUACCUUUCACAACUAUAUGGGUAAACAUUUUCAUGUGUUGAAACUAGCUAGGGGAAGUGCACUUUAAAAUUAAAUAACCUCUAAAGAACAUUUCCUGUAGGCUUUCGAAAAAGUAAGGUGGAAGCAAAAAAAUAAAAAUAAACGGCUUCCCCCAUUUAAACAAAAACAAAACCAUACUGUGUAAUUUUAAAUAUCCAAUUUUUUUUCAAAGUAUGAGAUUUAAAAUUUUUACGCGCUUACUUAUACUAGUUGUCCUUUUAUGCACUGCAAGAACAGUGAAUUGAGCAGUUUGUAUUUGUACAUUACCCAGAAUAAGGUGUACAUUUGAACAUACAGAACUAUGUGGUCCCCUGUAUACAGCACCAUUUGUAUAUUUAUAUACACUGACCUAUGUAUACUUAUAUAUAGACAGUUAUGUAUAUAGACCUCUGUGUGCAUCUGUGCAUAGGAUUUUAUCUAUUUAUAUAAAGAGCUUAAUAUACUUGUAAAUAUGCUAAUUUAUUUAUAGGUGUAUACACAAUGCAAUGCAUUUUUCUAAAUAAACAUUGCAAUGUAAAAUAUAUCUAUAGAACUACUGUAUGUAUUUCAGCAAAUGCACUCACUGUAUAUUUAUGUGCACAUAACUGUGAAUACCUGUGUUUAUGAUAUAUAUAUAUGAUAGAAAAUAGUCAGGCACUCCCGUAAAGUCACUGUCAGAUGGAUAUGAAAAAAUUACCAAACUGAUGAGAUCAUAUAAAAUAAUAUUGCAUGAUCUGCCUAUUAUUAUUUUAAUUGCACAUUGUGCAGUGUCAUGCCAUGCAAUUAAAACGUAUUGCGUGGUGUGACUAGCACUGUCCACUUGGGGCAAUACUUACUUCCGGGACAAAACUGGAACAUACAUGCUCCCUCCUGCCCAAGAUUUGUGAGAACAGCAACAUAGCUGCUGCUGUGAUACACACACUAGCCAUUGGUAAGUAAAACUUCAGCCCUGGCGACCUAGGUUUGCAGUGACCUGGCUAGCAGUGCAGGAGUUGCCAUUUUAAGCCCUAUAUAUGUAUAUAUAUAUAUAUAUAUAUAUAUAUAUAUGUACACGCACGCACAUAUACAUAGCAAAACAAACCCACAGGUGGAAUGUUGUAUAGAAAUGGGCCAAUGUUCUCUAGAACAACAAUUAGGAAUUAUGUCCACCAGCAUAAGCUUUAAGUUGUCCAUAUGGAGGCACCUUUCGCCCUAUCCUUUGGCCUUUUGACUGUGUGAUUGUUGUUUGCUUCUAAGCCAAGCAAUAGCUAUAGGGAAAUUUGUAUAUACACAGACUAAUGUGCAUCAGGGCAGUAUCUGGCUAGCGCUGUGUGAAAUGGAUAUGGUAUGUGAUAACUAUGCAUAGCAUCACUGUUUCUGUAAUAUGCGUUGCUACAUGUAUGCACCUGUAGACAAUAACCUUUUUGCAAACUUUUUGCAAACAUAGUAAAAAUAAUGCCUUUUUGUAAUAAAAUUCAUUUGAAACUGU